This is a messenger RNA of Pelobates cultripes (western spadefoot toad), 62432 nucleotides long. The record is from the annotation of a GenBank genome assembly. NCBI's taxonomy places the organism in Eukaryota, Metazoa, Chordata, Amphibia, Anura, Pelobatidae.
GCGGGAGGCCAACCUGUCACAUUGCGGGCUUCCCAGGACCGCGCCACGCUGCUGUAACGUCAUCCGUCAGGCAGGCUGGGGAUUGCGGGGUUCGAGACGGAGCGUUCUGGAACGCGGAGUAUUAGUGUGAAGAUUCUCCAGCUCUCCCUCACGCGGCGACGCGCUAUGUCCUGCCAGCUCUAAACUCUGAGCCCGCCGCCACUGAGAGCUCGCCCGAGCCGUUGGAUGCAGCCCGGGUGGAGCCGCCGAUAAUGCUGAGGAUGAAGCUGCCCCAGAAGAAGUGCAAGCACAGGGCGUCCGAUGAAGAGGAGGAGGACGAGGAGGAGAGGCGGCCCGCCGGCAUGCGUGGCCCCUGUGAGAUUCAGGCCGGCUGCCUGCAGCGGGAGGAGGUGUACGAGUGGUUCGUUCAGUGUCUGGGCCCCGCUCAGAGGAUGGAGCUGGCCUGCGGACUACUUGACUUGUGUAACCCGCUGGAGCUACGCUUCCUGGGCUCCUGCCUGGAGGACCUGGCCCGCAAGGACUGCCACUAUCUGAGGGACUGCGAGAGCCGGGCUAACGGGCCAAGCGGGGAGCAGCUGCUGGGGGACCUGGCGGACCCUGCGGCCCGGGCCCGCCUCAUCGUAUAUCUGGCCCUACUAAACUCCGAGAACCGGGAGGUAGCCGGUCGGCUCUAUCGUCUGCUGCUACUGCCUGCCGCCGGCCUGGAGGAGGAGGACAGGGAUCCCGGGGAGGCGGAGGCUGCCCGAGAGGAGCUACUACUGCUCUUUACUAUGGCCUCCCUGCACCCGGCCUUCUCCUUCCACCAGAGGCUCACCCUGAGAGACCGACUGGAGCAGCUCCGGGAGACCGAGUACACGAGCAGCCGAAACCAGGUAAUAUGACUACCCAUACUGCGUGCUGCUAGCCAGGUAAUAGGACUACCCAUACUGCGUGCUGCUAGCCAGGUAAUAGGACUACCCAUACUGCGUGCUGCUAGCCCGGUAAUAGGACUACCCAUACUGCGUGCUGCUAGCCCGGUAAUAGGACUACCCAUACUGCGUGCUGCUAGCCCGGUAAUAGGACUACCCAUACUGCGUGCUGCUAGCCAGGUAAUAGGACUACCCAUACUGCGUGCUGCUAGCCCGGUAAUAGGACUACCCAUACUGCGUGCUGCUAGCCAGGUAAUAGGACUACCCAUACUGCGUGCUGCUAGCCAGGUAAUAGGACUACCCAUACUGCGUGCUGCUAGCCAGGUAAUAGGACUACCCAUACUGCGUGCUGCUAGCCAGGUAAUAGGACUACCCAUACUGCGUGCUGCUAGCCAGGUAAUAGGACUACCCAUACUGCGUGCUGCUAGCCAGGUAAUAGGACUACCCAUACUGCGUGCUGCUAGCCAGGUAAUAGGACUACCCAUACUGCGUGCUGCUAGCCAGGUAAUAGGACUACCCAUACUGCGUGCUGCUAGCCAGGUAAUAGGACUACCCAUACUGCGUGCUGCUAGCCAGGUAAUAGGACUACCCAUACUGCGUGCUGCUAGCCAGGUAAUAGGACUACCCAUACUGCGUGCUGCUAGCCAGGUAAUAGGACUACCCAUACUGCGUGCUGCUAGCCAGGUAAUAGGACUACCCAUACUGCGUGCUGCUAAUAGGACUACCCAUACUGCGUGCUGCUAGCCCGGUAAUAGGACUACCCAUACUGCGUGCUGCUAGCCAGGUAAUAGGACUACCCAUACUGCGUGCUGCUAGCCAGGUAAUAGGACUACCCAUACUGCGUGCUGCUAGCCAGGUAAUAGGACUACCCAUACUGCGUGCUGCUAGCCAGGUAAUAGGACUACCCAUACUGCGUGCUGCUAGCCAGGUAAUAGGACUACCCAUACUGCGUGCUGCUAGCCAGGUAAUAGGACUACCCAUACUGCGUGCUGCUAGCCAGGUAAUAGGACUACCCAUACUGCGUGCUGCUAGCCAGGUAAUAGGACUACCCAUACUGCGUGCUGCUAGCCAGGUAAUAGGACUACCCAUACUGCGUGCUGCUAGCCAGGUAAUAGGACUACCCAUACUGCGUGCUGCUAGCCAGGUAAUAGGACUACCCAUACUGCGUGCUGCUAGCCAGGUAAUAGGACUACCCAUACUGCGUGUUGCUAGCCAGGUAAUAGGACUACCUAUACUGCGUGCUGCUAGCCAGGUAAUAGGACUACCCAUACUGCGUGCUGCUAGCCAGGUAAUAGGACUAUCUAUACUGCGUGCUGCUAGCCAGGUAAUAGGACUAUAUAUUUUAAAGCUCCAGCUGUGACAUUUCACUGGCUGUACGUCAUUAAAGCUAUAUGUUGGCCAUCAUUGAUGCUGGCUACCACUGUUGGGCCAUAACUUGCCUUUGCUAUUUUUGGUCUUACUCCUUUAUCUUCAUAAUGAUUGUUUUCAUAUUUUUAGUCGUGGGGCAAACUGGAAUGUAAAUUUUGUUGUAUUCACCUGUUAAGUAUAUUGCUCUGAAUUGUCACUCGACAUCAUUGCACAUAAACACAACCUCUUUUUAGUUACCGUAACCUCUUAAAGACACCAUUUCAUAAGUUUCUUACCCUUAAAGGACCACUAUAGGCACCCAGACCAUUUCAGCUUAAUGAAGUUGUCUGGGUGCCAGGUCCAGCUAGGUUUAACCCUUUUUGUAGUAAACAUAGUUUCAGAGAAACUGCUAUGUUUACUUUAGGGUUAAUCCAGCCUCUAGUGGCUGUCUCAUUGACAGCCACUAGAGGCGCUUCCGCACUUCUCACUGUAAUUUUCACAGUGAGAAGAGGCCAGCAUCAAUGCUUUCCUAUGGCCUGGCUGAAUGUGCGUGCGGCUCAUGCCGCGCAUGCGCAUUCAGCCGCUGAGGAGGAGGAGGAGAGCACCCUGCCCGGCGCUGGGAAAUGAGGUAAAUUUAACCCCUUCCACCCCCUAGAGCCCGGCGGGUGGGGGCACCCUCAGGGCACUAUAGUGCCAGGAAAACAAGUGUUUUCCUGGCACUAUUGUGGUGCUUUAAGAACACAAGCAAUUUUUGCAUUUUUUUUGGGUGAGGGGUGGGGGGAGGGGAGGGGCGUGUGCAUAAUAUGUCCAGCUUAGGAAAAGUAAUUCAAAAUAAAAUCAUGUCUUGAUUUAUAGAGUACAUAAUAUGUAUUGGAUUUCAUCUUAUUUUUAAAGUUACAGGUCACAAAAUACAAGGCUUAAAAUAAAUUUUUUAUGUGAAACAAUUUUAGAAGUUGGUAUGUUUGUCUUGUAAGUUUAGUAGCCGUCGCACAAAAGUAUAUAUUAAUAUAAAGUAGACAUCACACGCUAUUUACCCAAGGUUAUUUUGACACUUGAUGUAGCCAUUUCAUUGCUAACCUCUAAAGUAAAAUAGUUUUUUCUCUAUUUUGGCAUUUACACAGAUAACAAGGGUUUUUUUUUUUUUUUUUUUAAAUGUAUAUUUCGUAAAGCUGGUGUGUGCUAUUCCUGUACAGAACCCCAUAUUGUGUUCACCUACAUCUGCUGGGUAUAAUAAUACCCCUAUUGUAUGCCUUUGGCACUAUUCUGUGAAGCUACAAUGCCAUAUAAGAGACCGUGCUAUUUCAGUUUCUAUAGUUAGAAUUUUCAUAGAUUGAUUUGACGGGCCUAUGUCUCAUUUAGGGGUAUUUAUAGCUAUUUGAAUGCUCAAAUAACCCCACAAAGUCCUUCCAUUUGAGAAAGCAGACACUCCAGACUAUCUUAUAUGGCGUAUUUUUUCACCAAUUUAUGUCAAAGCUUGUUGUGAGGAGAAAAAGUGCAUUUAAAAAAAUAUAUAUAUUUUUUUACCUACAUGUUGCAUUGUGUCUGGGUAUUUCUUACACUUGAUAUGUACUACAGUCAUAAAAUUCCCCAAAUUAUGCUCAGUUACAUCUUCUGAGUAAAACAGAAUGCCCAAUGUAUGACCUAGAUACUAUUUUGUGAAGUUACAGUGCUGUAAAAGAGACGUGACAAGUUAAGGUUUUUAGAGGUGGAUUUUCAUAGAUACUGCUGAUGGUUCGUGUUCCAUUUUGGAGCACUUUUAGGAGGUGACAUAUUCCAACAACACCAUAAAGGCAUAUAAUUUAUUAAAGAAGACAUCCCAGGGUAUUUUCAAGGGCAUCUUUUGAACAUUAGCAUGGGAUCAUAUUUUUGCUAGUUUGUUCCAGGUGUAGUGGUAUAUCUAUAUAUAGAUAUAGUAAACAAAUACAUGAGAUUAUAGUAAAAUGUAGUCCGUGAUCAAUUGGCAGAGAAAAGGGGUUAAUUUUAAUAAAGGAAGGGAAAAGGGAGGUGGGAUUUAUCCCUGUAUUUUUUUUUUUUUUUUAACUGGGAUAAGCAGAUCAGCACUGAUCUGUCUCCCUGCACUUCACACUGACUGCGGAAGUACAGGGAGACGGACCAGAAGUCCCUGCAGCACAUGUGCUUGCUCUAACAGCCUGUCAGAGCGAUCACAGAUACAGGGACGGCGCGGUUGGGUGCUCCCAGUCUGCCUCGCCUACCGAGGCAGACAGGAGCAGCGUUAACCCCUCAAUUGCCACGAUCUGGGAUUAACGUUGGUUAAUUACGGAAAUUUUCUGUCAUGAGUCAUUAACGUUAGGAAAAGCAUGACGGAAAAUUUUCGUCCAGCUUUACAGUAUUGUAAAUGAACUUUAUUAUUAUUCCGCAAGGUAUUUCAAGGAUUUAUUUAUUUUGUUUAACCCCUUAAGACCGCAGGAAUUUCUAUGCCGUCGUGUGUGUGUGUGGGGGAGGAGGGGAAGGGGUACUGUGUGUGUGGGGGGUAGGGUAAAGGUGUUAAUAAAUAAAGUAUGCUAAAUCAGUAUCCCCCCCUCACUCCCUCCUUAUUACCUUUAAUGAAGGAAGGGGACACACAGCCAUCCCUGGUGGUCCGGUGGUGGCAAGCACUGCUUCCGUGUCGGGAGGCAGGGGGAGGGAUCUGUGAAGAAGCUCCCCUGUCCUCCCGCGCGAUUCUGUGUGGAGCGUUGCCAUGGUAAUGCGCGGCAACGCUCCACGCAUCUUGCUCGCUGGAGUACAGGGGAGCUGCUUCACAGAUUCCUCCCUCCCGACACGGAAGCAGAGUAGGCUCCUGCAGUUUUGGGCAGACAGGUGCCUACUCGCAUUGGUGGCGAACCUAUGGCCGCGUGCCACAGGUUCGCCAUGACUGACAUAGGGGUACUGUUUUACACGUGAGACAUCGCUGAACACAAAUGUGUAUUUUAUUGCAGUAAAAGCAAACAGUAUUAUGACAUUCUUAUUUUUCCCCAUUUUUUAUAUUUUAUUCAUAUUAAAUUAUGUUUCAUACCUAAAUAUUUGAUGUUAAAUAAAAGCCCGGUUUCCCCUGAAUAAAAUUAUAUAUAAUAAGUGUGGGUGCACAUAAUAUGAAAGAAGCGAAUUAUGCCUGAACAGACAUAUAGCGCAAAUUCCAGUUUUUGUUUACGUUUUGUUUUGAUCACAUCGUGCACAUUUGGCUCAGUCCUUAAGGGGUUAAGGUGUUUAUGUUGCUUAGUAUUGGUAUUUUUUGGAAUUCAGAACUCUAAAUCCUGUGAUUAACAGGUGCUAAAAUAUUGAAUACCUAACACCCCUGUGUUGGUACAUAACCUGGAAUCCUAUAAAUGGACACUUCAGAUAUGUUAAAUACUAAUUUGCUCUUCUGAGGCAGUUAGAUUUGUUUAAAUGCCAUGCCUUCAGUGGCAAAUGUUUAUUAGAGCUUUAAUUGUCACUUCCUGAUGCUUGAAAUUACCACAAAGUAAUUAAUGUCUUAGCUGACAUCUGCAUUUAAAAAAAAUAAAAAAUAAAAAUUCCUGCUGUAAUUGAGAUCACUCCGAGACUAGUUUUAUUUUAUUUAUCAGCAGCUCUAAACUAUAUUUACUGGUUGCGCUUUGGCGUAUUGUAAAAUAUUAGCUUGUUGAAAAAACAUAUUAUUUACACUUUCACAAAGUAUGGCCUUAUAUUUGCUGAACAAUUUAAUUGUCUAGUUAAAGUUUUAAAAAUAGCUGCUGUUAAAAGCCUCUCAGAAAUCAGUGGUCUUUGGUGCUUAAAGUACUUUGGUGCUGAGACUGAUCAUCUAAAAAGAAACACUGCAAACACUCGCUGAAGUACCGUAUAUACUCUAGUAUAAGCCGACCCGAAUAUAAGCCGAGGCACCUAAUUUUACCACAAAAAAAGGGAAAACUUAUUGACUCUAGUAUAAGCAUAGGGUGAGAAAUGCAGCAGCUACUGGUAAAUUUCAAAAACAAAAAUAGGAAAUAUUAACUUUAAUUGUUCUGAGGUCCCUAUUAACCAUGAAAUGCCCAAGCCAAAAUCAAUAAAUUGGUACAGCUGUGCUAAUAAAAGCCUUGGGGAGUUUAGCAUGCUACAUCAUAGGUCACUGACCACACUGGUAGAUUACAAUGAGCUGGAAUUUAAGUCAUUGUCUGCUACAUGUCUAACCGUGUUCAGGUUGUGGAUCCCAUCCUUAUUUGAUGCUUGUAGUUCACAAACCUUUGUACAAUACAGCUGUAUCUGACUAGGGUUCUCUUGCUGUUACAGAUGUUAGACUACACAUCACAGGAUGCUCAGCAUCACCAAACUUGUCUUUUUAAAAAAAUUUUUUUUUUUUUUAAAUAAGUGACAGUGUGAUUGGAAAGCCAGAUCAGGACUCCCGCACUGUAGUUACAGUAUCAAAGUCCUCCAACUCGUACGCAGACUGCAGUUCCAGGCAGGUGGGCGAGUUGUGUCCACAUACUGGUAGCCCAAGGCAACCCAAGCUGGGGCUGGCGACUCCUCCGUCGCAGCUCCCUUUGUCAGGACUCCUGGAGUCAGAAUGCUAUACCCACGUCACUUCCUGUGAUGCAGCCGCACCGGACGUGUUUCCCAGCUGGGGGAGGGAGUGUGCUGUGCAGGCGCAGAAGUACAGGUAGGGGAAAUUUACAUCCAGAGUACAGGGAGAAGAUGCCACCUAUUGCGCUGGCGAAACAGGCCAGCUGGACACAGAGAACAGGUGAAACUCACUCAAGUAUAAAAAAUGUGCUGAAAAAGUCGGCUUAUACUUGAGUAUAUACGGUACUUUGUUUUAUUUAUUUCCCAAAUGGGCUGAUUUCACUUUUACAAAUUACUGCUGUCACACCUCGCUGGCUGUCAAUCAGAUUUCCAUGGAGUUUUUCUUUCGCUUCUGUUAAUCAGCCUGUCAAUGCUCUCAAUAGUCUGUGCCGGUGAAAGAUGGGAAGGCUUAAAGUAGCUGCAGAUAUUAGAUCUGCAGCUUAUUGCAAUCUAAUUUUUUACAACCUUUUUAUUUUGGAAGGUAUCUACUAAAUUGUUAAAUGGUUUUAUAAUCACUGCAUUGAUGCCUAGAGUCUGUAUGAGCAGUGCUUUGCUAUGACUUGCUUAAAAUAUCUGCUGCUGGAGUUGUAGCUCCACUUCGGUCUGUUUCAGGUGGCUAAUGUGAAUCCUCUGCAAAUUUGGUAUCUAGUACGCGCAGCAUGCUGGUGCCAAACAGCCAAUGAUGGCACAACCCCUCUCCGUGCCACCUAUGUCCUCACUGUAACCCUCCUUGACCACCUUCCCAAUGUCAAGUGAUGUCCGCUUUGUAGGAUCAGGCUGAUUUUUGGUUAGAGUAACAAUUGAACUGUUUCAAGGUUGAGCAAUGCAGGACGUUGCUCAGGAGUUUGUAAUGCUAAGAAACUUCCAUCAGAUGCUAGUGGACUUGAGUAAGAAAACAAACUAUUCAUAAAUAAUUUGACUACUUACAGCAGCGGGUAGGGGUAAUGUUUACAGGACUCUCCUGUUACCAGAACCACUACAGUGAGCUCUAGUAAUUAUGGUACCUGGAGUCUUCCUUUGAGUAAUUUGGAGCAAUAAAAGUGUAUUUGUUCAGCCUGGUGUGCCUUUCUAUCAGAAUUGUUAUAAUCAUAUCUCUUGCAUCUUAAACUUGUCCCCUGUGUGUGUAUUCCAUGUUUAAAAUGGAAUAAUAAGGCAAUAAAUUGAUUUAUUUUUAUUGAUUGAACUAAAUUGCAAAUACUUUUCACCCCACCUCUCACCCUCUUACCUAUACAGUCUUCCGAGAGGCCCCAUUUUACAGGCCUACCCCUACGUCGGACCCGGCACACCCACCCGACUUAAUUUCCAAUCACAAGGUAUUUCACGAUAUUAACCGACUAUAAAUAUAUAUUCAUACACACACACACACACACACGUAUUCUGUCAAAAUGCUACAUAGCUGUCUCCUAAGCAGUAACAUGGUAGGCUGUGUAAAAUGUCAAAUCUGUGUGAAAUGUGCCAUAGCGUCAGGAGUCUAAAUGCAGCAGGGAUUGCUUCUAAAAUAGUUGGUGCUGUUGCAGUGAUGUAAUUAUGUCUUGCUACGGAAUUGCAGUGUGUGUAUCAAGUGUUAGUAUGUGCUGGUAUGUGUCUGUGUAUCAAGGUGUGUUUGUAUAUGCCAGUGUGUGUAUCUGUGUGUCAGUGUUUAUGAAUCUGACACACAGAUGCACACAAAUACACACCGAUGCACACAUCUUGACACACAGUGUACAUGUAUCGGUGUGUCACUCACUCACACACACACACACACACACACCCCUUGACACAGUGUGUGUGUGCAUGUAUCUGUGUCAAGGUGUGUGUGUGUGUCACACAUACACCUUGACACACACACACACACACACACACACAUAUAUACAUUCACACAUCUUGACUCAGAGAUACGCAGUGACACAUACAAACACACUGACACACACACACCUAUACACACACUGACAUAUAUAUACACACACACACACACACACACACUCUGAUACACACAGUGACACGUACACAAACCUUGACACAUAUACACACAUACACACACUCUCACUGACAAGCACACAUACUCUUUGACAGGCACACAUACAAACACAGAUACACUCUCACUGACACACACAUACAAACUCCUUAACAGACACACAAAAAAUUUUUAAAUUUUUUUUUUUUUUUUUUUUUUACUUUCACUCCACCCUGCCUCCCUACCUUUUGGGAGUGCUGGCAUGGAGUCUCUAUUUCCCAGGGGUCCACUGGGGCUGCUGGGCUGAACGGCUGGGGUCCAGUGGUGCCGCUGGGCUGAGCAGUGAUCUUCCUGCUCAGCUCCCUCAUGCGCCUCUUAGUGAUGCCGGAGUGACGUCAUAUUCCUACUCCGGCAUCACUGCUGUUUCGCUGUGAUAAUUUAGGCGUUGACAAACACACACACACACUGGCACAUAGUGGCGCGCAGAUACACACACCUUGACACAGUGUCAAGGUUUGUGUAUCUGUGUUUGUAUGUGCCGGUGUGUGUCUGUGUUCGAGGUGUUUGUAUAUGCCGGUGUUUGUCUGUGUAUCAAGGUGUGUUUGUAUAUGCCAGUGUGUCUGUGUAUCAAGGUGUGUUUGUAUAUGCCACUGUGUGUCUGUGUAUCAAGGUGUGUUUGUAUAUGCCAGUGUGUGCGUGUGUGUAUGAAUCUGACACACAGAUGCACACAGAUAUACGCACAGUGUGUGUGUGCAUGUAUCUGUGUGUCAAGGUGUGUGUAUCUAUGUGUGUCACACAGUGACACAUUCUCACACACUCACACACAGGCACGCACAUACUGACAUACACACACACACUCAGAUACACACAGUGACACAUACACAAACCUUGACACAGAUACACACACUGACACACACAUGCACUCUCACUGACAAACACACAUACUCUUUGACAGGCACAUAUACACUCUCACUGACACACACAUACAAACUCCUUAACCGACCCACACAAUAAAAAAAAAAUAAAAAAAAUAAAAAAAUUUUUUUUUUGUUUUUUAAAUUUCACUCCACCCAGACUCCCUACCUUUGGGACUGCUGGCAUGGAGUCUCUAUUUCCCAUGGGGUCCAGUGGGGCUGCUGGGCUGAGCGGCUGUCGUGCAGUCCCUGGGGUCCAGUGGUGCUGUUGGGCUGAGCAGUUGCCAUGCAGGUGGCGAUAGAGAAGUGAUCUUCCUGCUCAGCUCCCUCAUGCAUCGUAUUUCGGCUCCGGCAUCACUGUUGUGGCGCCGCGAUAAUUUAGGCGGUGACCCACACACAGACUCUCCCCUGCUCAACUCCCUCACCGCCCCCCUCAAUUGUCGCACCAGCCAUUUUGUUUUGCAAAAUUUUGCCGGAACCCCAUUUGGGAAAUGCUGCUCUAGUCUAUGUGGCUCUCAACAAAAUUAAACUUUAUCUAAUCUGUUUCUUUAUAGCUUCAUGUGUCUGAUUUUUCUAGACACGCAAGUUUUUAUAAAAUACGUAAUGAAAAGUAAAAACUACUUUUCCUUAUGUAUUGCAGUUAACUUGACAAAACUAGACAAUGGGUAUAGCUAGCCUAAGCAAAGUUGUGUUUUAGUUGCCAAUCAACUUUACCCACAAUCAGUCAGUAAAAUGUGUCCUACAGCAGGGUGUACAGCAUAUCUCAUGCACAGAGGAGAACAAGAUGGCUUUCCCCAGAUAUGGAUAUGUUGCUAACAUACAUGGGGCAUAAGGAAAUAAAAAAGUCCCUUUAAAUUUUUUUUAUUUAUUUUUUAUAUCUGUACAACUGUCACCUGCAUGUAGGGGGAGCGGUGUACAGUAUACACAGACCAAUACAAAAGGUAAAGAGAACCCUGCCUGUGAUCUGAGACCUAGCCAUUGAAGAACUUUUAUACAAAUUGCCUAUUUAAUCAGUGAUCUCCAAUCCUUCAAGGAACAUUAUAGGGUCAGAAACACAAACAUGUAUUCCUGACCAUAUAGAGUUAAUAUGACCAUCUAACCACCACCCCUCCCCCGACCUCUCUUUGUCUCCCUAAAUAUAAUAAAAUCUUACUUGUAUUAAAGUCUACAGCUGUUGCUUCUGCCCCUGAUCUGUCUGCUUGGAUAACAUCAGAAGUUAUGAUCUGAGACAAUCACAAUGCUUUCCCAUAGGAUUGGCUGAGACUGACAGAGGCAGAUCAGGGACAGAGCCAGCACAAGCCAAACACAGACCUGGUCAAUCAGCAUCUCCUCAUAGAGGUGCAUUGAAUCAUUGCAUCUCUACAAGGAAAGUUCAGUGUCUCCAUGCAGAGGGUGGAGACACUGAAUGUCCGUGACUGCUGCAGGAAGCACAUCUAGCAGCCAUCUGAGGAGUGGCCAGUGGAGUUAUCACUAGGCUGUAAUGUAGGCAUUGCAUUUUCUCUGAAAAGACAGUGUUUACUGCAAAAAGACUGAAGGUAAUAAUUCUACUCACCAGAACAAAUACAAUAAGCUGUAGUUGUUCUGGUGACUGUAGUGUCCCUUUAAAUUACAGAUACUAUUUCUAAAAAGGGUUUGUACUUGUCUAAACACUAUAGUCACCUAGACCAUUUAAUCUCAAUUAAGUGGUCUGAGUCCAGGUUUCCUGUUUUUCUAAUUUUGCAAUGUUCAUAUGGCGGGGUUAUAUCUACCUCUGGUGGCUGUCUUCCUUACUGGUAGCCGCAUUUGAUUGGAGGAUUGCGACAAUCUCCAAUCCAUAGAAAUGGAUUAGAGAUCACAUGUUAUGUCAACAUAUAGCCUAAAAUAACUAUUAUUUUCAGGACUAUAGGUUUCCUUUUAAUUUGCACUUCUUGCAUUUCUGAAUAAUGAAUAUGCUUGCUUAUAAUAUGCUCUGCUGUAAAGCUUGUCUCAAGCAUUGCUUUUCUAAUGUUAAGUACCGCUUCAAAUCCCUCUUCAGAAUAAAAAAAAUCUCAUUCCUUUUGUGAAUUGACUUUCUGUUGACUUUUUUUUUUUUGCCACAAAUGUCUAUGCCCUCUAUCAAAGCCCUGUGAUUUUUCCCAUUCAUGCUAACUUUCCUCACAAAGAAAAAUAAAAUGUGUGUGUGUGUAUAAAUGUUAUUUGAAAAUUUUUUUUUUUUUUACAUUUGAGCAAAAAAUUACGUGGUAAGAGGCUUAACAUUUGACUUCCAGGUGGUUUGGUAAAACAAUGUCAGAAAUGUAUGUGAGUUGUAGGCAGACUUAAAAAGUUGGACACCUCUUUAGAUACUGUAGGAUGAGUGCUUUCAGUCCAAGCUUCAUGCAUUCAGCAAAUGAUUGUGUUAUUCAAUAGGAUUCAGAUGAUAUGGGCACUGUAGUGUUAGGAAUACAGAGUUGCACUUCUAACCUUCUAGUGUCCCUUUGUCCCCCACCCCGCACUCAUCAAUUAAAUGGUUAAAAAAACCUCACGCAAUGCUUUCCUAUGUGUAUUUAGAAUACACUGUAAGUCCUCAUGGAGAUAAACUCUGGAGCAGGUAGCGCCUCUUAAAGGACCACUCUAGGCACCCAGACCACUUCAGCUUAAUGAAGUGGUCUGUGUGCCAGGUCCAGCUAGGGUUAACCCAUUUUUUUUUUUUUAUAAACAUAGCAGUUUCAGAGAAACUGCUAUGUUUAUGAAUGGGUUAAGCCUUCCCCCAAAUCCCCUAGUGGCUGUCUUAUUGACAGCCGCUAGAGGCGCUUGCGUGAUUCUCACUGUGAAAAUCAGUGAGAGCACGCAAGCGUCCAUAGGAAAGCAUUGAUAAUGCUUUCCUAUGCGACCGGCUAAAUGCGCGCGCAGCCAGCGGACGGGGAGGAACGGAGAAGGAUUGGAGGCAGAGAGCUCCCCUUUACCCCUUUCCAGAGCUGGGCGAGAGGGGGUCCCUGAGGGUGGGGGCACCCUCAGGGCACUAUAGUGCCAGGAAAACGAGUAGGUUUUCCUGGCACUAUAGUGGUCCUUUAAUUCUAACAAAACACAUGACAUACAAGAGCAGUAAGUGAAUAGUGAAACUAGUUUACAAUCUAAAGAUGUUUCAAAAGUAUGUUUGCAGGGUUAAGACAACUUUUGCGUCUGUUUUCUGACCGCUUUAGUGUUCCUUUAAUAUGUUCUUGUGAAUGAGAAAUUAUACUGCACAAUUUUUGUUAGCUGUCUUUGUAUAGCAAGUCUGUAUUUUUCUGGAAAAUUAGUCUGCACAGUUGUGUGUUUAUGAACAUCUGCUGCUGGCUCUCCUAAUACAGCUUGUCAGGAUGCUGCAUUCCAGCUGUCUAUAUGAACAGGGAAUCCUCCUGUGACAUAGCAGAGCAAAGAACUGGAACACUCUGUUACUAUUGGGCCUGCAUACUUUCCUGCAAUCCCCCUCCCGUAUUACUUGAUUCACAUAGUCUCAGAUCAGAGCUUUUAUCCAUUCUUUGGACAGUUGUAGCAUAUAUAUAUAUAUAUAUAUAUAUAUAUAAUAUAUAAUAAAAAAAAAAAAAUUUAUUCUUAUAAAGCAUCAACAAAUUUGAUACUAACAGACAAGUAUUUACGAAAAGACUAGUUGGACGCACUAGAAGGGCUAAGGGACCUGCUCAAACAAACUUAAAUUUUUUUAAACUAAUUGCAGAAGUUAUAUUUCUUUUAGUUAUGUUGUGUAGAUUUUAACCUCAGAAUUUCAUUACCUUGGUUACCCACAUCGGGCAUAUUCCCCAUUGCAGUUAGUGACCUCAUUAAAUUGGGGAUCCCUGCAUGCAUGUAAGUGUCCAAUAUUACUUUAUCUUUCUUUGGUUGCAAAGGAAGAUGAUGUGCUUUGUGUAGCGCUUUAACAUUCUCAUUACAUGAUAUCUGUGAUCAAUGAAAUUCAUAACCGUUCCAUAUUCACAGCUUGAGCGCUUAUCUGUUGCUGCUACUGGCUUAAGUAUAUCUUGUGUUGCCAAACCUAUGUAGACUCUAGGACUGAUAUUGUACAUUAAGUCUAUAUCCAUAUCGGCUCAUAAUGAUACCGAUAUGGCGGACGGAGGUGCAGCACACGCUUUCUUCAGUUCCCCGACCGCCAAAGAUUGCAGUGGGUUACCAUGGCAACACUCCAUGCGGCACACAGGGCUCACAAGAGUUUGAGAGAGGAACUGCUGGAAACAGAAGAUCGCAUGUGCAGGGUCCCAGUCACCACCAAUUCAAUGCAAGUGCCCCUCCCCCAAACCCUACCCCCUGCAUUAGUCCACCGCUGGCAGAAUAUAGCUACCGGCCACCAUUUUUGGUAUCGGUCUCUAAAAAGCGAUAUGGCCAUGUAAUAGGGUCUCACGCCACAAGUCAAUUUGUGAAAUUUCUUCCCUGAACCUGCUACACUAAACUGUGCUGUUAAGUGAAACUUCUAUAUGCAACAGUUCAGCCUCUAAGUGGCAGACCACAAAUACUCACAGAGCACAUGUGCUUUUAGUGUUGUUUGUAGCAGGAAUAAAAUAACUUUUCAACUGUUGCAACUAGAGUUGAGCGGACACCUGGAUGUUCGGGUCUGGCGGGUUUGGCCAAACUUUGGGGGAAAAAAGUCCGGGUUCUGGAUCGAACUUGACCCCGAACCCCAUUGAAGUCAAUGGGGACCCGAACUUUUGGGCACUAAAAUUCCUCUAAAAAAAGUCCUGGAAAGGGCUAGAGGGCUGCAAAAGGAAGUAAAAUGGGGGUAAGAAUAGGACAAGUGCCCUGCAAACGUGGAUAGGGAAGUCCCUAUCCCUAACAUAAAAAUAAAAAAUACAGCUGAGCCAUAAAAUAGCACUAGAUGGAAUCUUUGAUUUUAGCAUUGGAAGAACAUAAAUCAAAAUCUAAAGCAUGGCUGUCAGGAGGAUCACCGGAGAGGGUUGGAGUGCAGGGUAUUCUCUUUCAUUGUUCAUACUGAGCUCUACUCCUGAUUCAUGGAGAAAAGGGCAUUCACAAGCCUCUGCUAUUGUGUACAUAGUUUAUACUAAGUGACCCAUAGGAUGAGGAGGCGGUGACCGUGGUGGUUUAGGUGGAAGCGGCGGAGGAGGUGGUAGCCAACACUUUAUUUUUUUUUUUUUUUUUAAUUGGGGGUAGCCCCCAAAAUAUUGGGACAUAGGAAAAAAAAGAAACAUUUGCGGCCUGUGGUGCAUUUCUUGCAGUCCUGAUGCAUGGAGAAAUGCUCAACUCUUGAUGCGUGGAGAAAAGGCUUUCACAAGCCUCUGCUAUUGUGUAUAUAGUUUAUACUAUGUGACCCAUAGUUUGAGGAGGCGGUGACCGUGUAGGUGGAAGAGGAGGAGGUAGCAAACACUGUUUUUUAUUUGUUUUUGUUUUUUUAAUUGGGGUAGCCCUCAAAAUAUUGGGACAUAUGAAAAAAAAACUGUUCUGCAGAGCAACUGACCCGUGCUGCAGCUGAAACUCCACUAUCGUCUGCUGCUGCUCGCACAGUCUCAUGAGGCAGUGAGCGGGAAGGCCGAAGUUAUGCUGCAGCGCAGACAGGCAAGCAGCAGCAGGGUGUGAACUCCAAAAGCGCGCACAGACGGCCUGCACUUUCUGCAGUAGCUUUGAUAUAUCUGGGUAGGUUUUCAGGAAUUUUUGCACCACCAAAUUCAGCACAUGCGCCAGGCAAGGGAUGUGUGUCAAACCGGCUAGGCCCAGAGCUGCUACGAGAUCUCGCCCAUUAUUGCACACCAUCAGGCCGGGCUUGAGGCUCAGUGUCAACAACCACUCAUCGGUCUGUUGUUCCAUGCCCGUCCACAGCUCCUGCGCGGUGUGGGGUUUCCCCCCCAAACAUAUGAGUUUGAAAACAGCCUGCUGUCGUUUCCAUUUGGCUGUGCUGAAGUUGGUGGUGAAGGUGUUACGCUGACCAGAUGAGGAGGAGGAGGCGGAGGCAACAGGAGGCAAAGCUCUGUACCCAAAUAAAGAUUGUCAAACGUUGUAUCCUGGAACUGUGUCCAAUCUGGUUACUGGGGAAAUGGGUCUGACCUAUUUUAAUCAAAGGGGAUAACCAUCGGUUACCCAGGUCCCGCUUCAGUUGGUGGCAAGCGGCGGGAUCCCAUGUCCCUGCCAACAGACCCAUGGACUACAGUGCUCUAAAGCGACCUACACUGCAGGACUUGUGUGGAGCCAGAGGAAUAACGCCUGGUGGGCGUAACAAGGCAGAAUUGACUGCUGCGCUCAUGGAGAACUACCAGGCACGCAGUGAGGCAACAAACCCCAGUGAGGGGCCGGAGAUGAGGAGGAAGUGCGCAAGGAGGUGGAAUGGCGCCUGGCAUAUUACUGAGAGCCGCCAUCAGAGGAGAUUGUCAGCAGGACCUCUUUGGAGGUGCAAGCCUAUGUCCUUGCCAGUAGACAGAGGGCGGCCUCCAUGAACCCAGAUGAAGGAAGAAGGGAGCAGAGGGUGCCGGGAAGCACAACCAAGCUACCAUACAAUGCCUUCAAAGUGUUCAAUAAAGCAGAAGGCGGCAUCGAUUACUUUUUACAAGACUUUGAGCGUCAGUGCCUACUCCAAGACGUAGACCCCAGCGACUGGGUCACCAUCCUGGCCAGCAAACUAGUGGAGAAGGCAGCGGAUAUUUACCGGGCUGUACCAGAAGAGCAGAUCAGAGACCCUUUAUUACCCAAAUCCUGGCCCGGUAUGCGGUCACCCCCGAGCAAUACCGCCGAAAGUUUAGGGAGACCUGGAAAGGGGAGAAGGACUCCCAUACAGAGUGGGCAUGCCGAAUCACAAGGGCCACCAGAACUGUCUCAACUCCCAUCAAGCCAAGUUCCCCGAGGAGAUCACCCAGCUCGUCAUGCUAGAGCACUUUUUCAAUGGGCUUCCCAACGACAAGGCAACAACACAUUCGUAUGUGAUCCAGAUCAACUUUCGAUGCCACUUACUGCGCCUACCAUGGUGACCACGGGUAACGGGGAACCAGGGUUCGAUUCCGGAGAGGGAGCCUGAGAAACGGCUACCACAUGCAAGGAAGGCAACAGGCGCGCAAAUGACCCGCUUCCGACGUGGGAAGGUAGUGACGACAAAUAAGAGGCCCUUUAAUUGUAAUGAGUCCACUUGAAAUCCUUUAACUCUGAUCAAUUGGAGGGCAAGUCUGGUGCAGAGCGACUGACCCAUGCGUACUGCAGCUGAAACUCCACUAUCGCCUGCUGCUCGCACACUCUCUCCAGCAUGUGCAAGGUGGAGUUCACCUUGUGGGCACAUCGCAUAUGAGGCGGUGAGCGGAAAGGCCAAAGUUACGCUGCAGUGCAGAUAGGCGAGCAGCAGCAGGGUUAGAACGCUGAAAGCGCGCACAGCCACUACAGUGAAUGUCACAUCCUGUUCCAAGUUGCGGAUCAGUCUGGUGAUGGCUUCUGGUAUCCAGUACUCUUUUUACUGAAGCUGCAUCAGGCUCCUGGUAUGUGGCUGCACAAACGGUGGUGGUCAACACCAGGGGGCAUGCGGUUACCCUGCACUAGACCCUGCUAAUCCAUUCCACACUGUGACUCUUAACUUCAACAUCAGGCAUACUGGGUCCUGGUCGUCCGACCGCCGCCCUGUCACCGGGCUGCGAGACUGCGAAUGGCUCGUUAAAUCUGUUAUGGUUCCUUUUAUCGCUCUAUCUAUUACUUGGAUAACUGUGGGAAUUCUAAAGAUAAUACAUGCCGACGAGCGCUAGGGGACGCUUUUGCACACUGCUCCCUCUUAUGCUGUGCUGGUGCCUCUGUGCGACCAGCACCUCUUCCUCCAAACUGCACACGUCACUUGCAUGACCUUGAUUCCACAUGGAAUCAAGGUCAUGCAUCAUCCUCCACAUCAUCUUCCACCCACUCCUCAACUCUGCCCUCCUUGCAGCAUGUAAAGUCUGCAAAGGAAAUAUGGAAAUUGUUUUAGAAUUGUAUCCAGGCAACCGUUUUUAUAAACUGACCUCUGUUUGACUUGUGAGGGUAUUGCCCCCGAAUUACAAUAUUGUUAUAUUGGUAUUUGACAGUUCUAUUUGACUGUCAGAUAUGAAGUGCAGGCCACAAAUGUACUAUUUAGCACCCCAAAAAAAUUGAAUUGGUCAAACUGCGCUGUAACCACUGUAUUUGACGGUUCUAUUUGACUGUCAGAUAUGAAGUGCACACCCCAAAUUUACUUUUUAUCACCCAAAACAAUUAGAAUUUUUCAAAGUGCACUGAAAGCACAGUAUUUGACUGUUCUAUUUGACUCUCAGAUAUGAAGUGUAGGCAUCAAAUUUACUUUUUAGCACCUAAAGAAUUAGAAUUUUUACAACUGCAAUGUAAGCACAAUAUUUGACGGUUCUAUUUGACUCUCAGAUAUGAAGUGCACCUCAGGCCGCAAAUGUACUAUUUAGCAACCAAAAAAAUAGAAUCUUUAAAACUGUCACAGCACUAUUUGACAGUUCUAUUUGACUCUCCGAUAUGAAGAGCACGCCCCAAAUAUACUACCGGUACUUAGGAGCAAAAAAAUGGGAAUUUGUCAAAGUGCACUGUAAACACAGUAUUUGAUGCUUCUAUUUGACUCUCAGAUAUGAAGUGCAGGCAUCAAAUUGACUUUUAAGCACCUAAAGAAUUAGAAUUUUUACAACUGCAAUGUAAGCACAAUAUUUGACGGUUCUAUUUGACUCUCAGAUAUGAAGUGCACUGCAGGCCGCAAAUGUACUAUUUAGCAGCCCAAAAAUUUGAAUGUUUAAAAAUGCUAUGUCACAACACUAUUUGACAGUUCUAUUUGACUCUCAGAUAUGAAGUGCAGGGCCCAAAUUUACUAUUUAGCAGAUUAGCACCCAGAAAAUAAGAAUGUUUACAAUUGCGCUGUAACCGCAGUAUUUGACGCUUCUAUUUGACUCUCAGAUAUGAAGUGCACCCCACUAAUGUACUUUUUAGUUCUUAAAAAAAUGUUUUAAAACUGAAAUGUGACAGCCGUAUUUGAUGCUUCUAUUUGACUCUCACAUAUGAAGUGCAACCCACUAAUGUACUAGUUUGCAGAAUUCUUUCCUAAUCUGUCCCUGAAAGCUGCAGCAUCCUCUCCCAUCACUAAUAAGAGCUCAUGUGCGUGCGGCACUAUGCGACUCCAGCUUAUAUAUAGAGCCUGGGUCACAUGCUGCACUGGCCAAUCACAGCCAUGCCAUUAGUAGGCAUGGCUGUGAUGGCUUCGAAGGGCACACGAGUCAAACGCUUGUUGAUUGGCUGCCCUGCAGCCUUUCAAAAUGCGCCAAUAAAUCGCAGAACACCGAACUCCAAUCUGAACAUAAAGCGUAAUGUUCGGUACGAACCCGAACUUUACAGUCCGGGUUUGCUCAACUGUCUCUGGAAUUAAGAUUAGCACAUGAACUCUGAGUUGGGAGCUUUGUGAAACAAAUGGGUUUCCAUGACUGAGCAGUUGUACACAAGUGUUUUCUGGAGAGGAGAAAAGUAUUCUGCCCCUGGACCAUCUGGCAGGCCAAAAGAAAAAACUAGGUGUGGAGGAUGCCAAGAGAAUGCUUCCUACUGGAUUGCAUAGUGCAAACUAUAAACUUUAGUAGACAGGUGAAAGGGGUGGGUGGGGGGGGUUGGGGAGUGUAGUGGUCUGGAGCUGUAUUUUAGGGUUUGAGUUAGGUCUCUUAUUUCCAGUGAAAGGUCAUCUACAGGAUACAAAGACAUUUUAGACAGCUAAGUGCUUCCAAUUUUGUUUUAAUAGUCGGGCAAAUGCCUUUUCUCUUUACCAGCAUGGCUGCAUCCAUGUACUCAGUGAGGUCCAUGAAGACGUGGCUUAACGAUUUGUCAUAAACGCAUCCUACUGCAAGAGUGUGCGUGAUGUAGUUGUGGUGGCGAAAUGGUUAAAGUUCACUAUUUGUCUGCACUAGACCAGAAAAAAAAUUAUAAAAUCUCCCUUAACACCACCUACAGCUAACCAUAAUAUAAAUAUUACUAUUUUGACGAUUCAUAAAUGGGGUGCCUUGGUCCCCCAGGUAAACUGAACAAUAACCUACAAAAUACUACUUGGCACAAUACCUAUGCAAUUGCAAAACACUUAUUAAUUAGUCUCUUCAGGUAACAGGAUUCUUUACCAGAUAAAGGCAGGACUUAAAGGAAUUCCUUUAUUAUGAGCAAAAAAUAGUUACAGUGCAUACAAAAAUAUAGAUGGCAAUUAAAUUAGUUACACCAACAACAGAUAAAAACAAAAGGGAUAGAAUAACAGAAGUCCUAAUGACUUACUCAGGUUUUCAAAGUCAAACUUCUGCCCACGGGGUCUCUGUUAAGAAAGGUGGUGACUUACUCAGAAUUAGAUUCUGGCCCCCGAGCAAGUCCAAUCCACACUUAAGUAUCAUUAGAUAUAUACCCUAUUGAUUACCAAGCAUCGUCAAGAGGUAGCGAUAAGGCGUAACUAUAAGUGACCAACAUCAAUAAAAAAUGGAAACAUUUGGUUCUAUCUCCUCUUAUGUAUUUGCCACAGAAAUAAUUGUAUCUAUGAAUUUACCAUUUUCAGAAUCUAUAUAGAUGUCACACUCCUUACUUGUGACCCAAUAUAGCUGACACCACAGUUAUGUACAUCAUUUGGGCUUGAUUAGAAGAUUGUGCUUGUCCCAUUCUAAAUAUAAUAAAAAUGAGGUUUAAUUAUUAAUCUGUGGGUAAGUAUUAAUGUGUCUUUUGGAUAUGAUACUGGAACAUAAGGCUAAUGGUCAUUAACAUAUCAAAGGACCCCCUAUCUAAGAUGGAAUCUAGACAUACGGCAAAUUAGAGAGUUAGUUUAUAUUUAAACCAGACUUCCAGGCCACUUAUGUGUGACUUCUCACACCUUGCAGAGCCUUUGAUUAAUCAAAGGAUCAAUCUAUAUGGUAAACCAACCAUCUGACCCCUUUCACAUUACUAUGCAAUUUGCAUUAUCCCUUCUGUCAUCUGACCUUGCAACCAAGUGGCCAAUUCAUAUAUGCACUACACAAAUCACAUUAAAUGGCAAUAUUAUAUUUUGCAACAAUGAAUUAUGCAUCCUUGGGGUGAUAGUUUGGUGUUGAUUAACUUCACUGGCCUUAGAGAGCCUGACCCUAACCCCACUGAACACCCUUGGGAUGAGUUGGAACUCUGACGAUCAAGGUCUUACAAAUUCCCUCAGACGAAAUCCAAAAUCUUGUGGAAAGCCUAGUCAGAGUUGCCAUUGUUGUUGGUACAAUGGAAGACCACUCCAUAGUAAUGCUAAUGGCUUUGGUAUCUCCAACAAGCUUGGGUGUUAUGGUCAGUUGCCACAUACUUUUGUCCAUAUAUUGUAUUUAUUUGCAUAAAACUUGAUUUAUGAACCCAUGCUUAUUGCCUAGUGUACUUCUGCUCAAUAAGUAAGCUGUACCCCAGUAUAGCUGAUUACAUGUACUUCAAAAGCACAUUCACAGGUGAAGCUCACAGUCCGCUGUUUCCUGAUUUAAGCUUCGGACUGAAGUGGAAGUAGGUUGGCAAAGCUUCUUCAAGCCAGACUCAAAACUGUGAUGUUUAGCCUCUUAAGAUAAGCUGGGGCCCAGGGACUCUUUCAAACCAUAAUAAGUUAAUUCCGUUACUGUGCAUAUUUAAUGUUCCUUGCUUAUGAAAUUGACACAUUGUGUAAGAAUAUGUCGGUCUCUAGAAAAUAAUGUUGCUCCAUGCAAGCCCUCAUGCUCAUGGUUCUGUAAGCAUUUCAAAUGCCAGUAGCAACUGUUCUUGAUGUUUUAAUCAUGUAAAUUAAUAUCUGUAAGUAACAGAGCUUUCAUAUGUCAUAAAACAAAAUUUUAAAAUAUGUGUGUGUUUAGCCCUCAAUGUAGACAUUGCAGUUUCUAUAGUUUUAUUUUACAUUGCAGGGUUAAAAUGACCGGACCACUUCACUUUAACUUUGUCAUAUUCUAGAAUUACAAAUAACUUUUCCUGUUCAACAUCUCUUUUAGAGAUGGUAUGAAAAUUCCAUAGUUUUUUUUCUUUUUUUUGUUUUGUUUUUGACUUAUAGGAGUGUAUUAUAAGUCAUGGUUAAGUGCUUAUUUACCAGUGCUCUGUGUAAAAGUUGUAUGUGUAAUCUCCUAAGAGGCUAGCAGUUAACUUUUUUUUUUUUUUUUUUGUAGAGGUGCCUGCAGUUGAAAAUCUCUUUUGAGGUGCACCAACAAUAUCAUUAUCUAUGUUUCUAAUAGCUUCCUUUUCAAAUGGUUGCAGUUUCUAACAGUCGUAUUUCUUCCACUAACUCUACAUCACUGGGAAAACAUCAGUUUGUUCCCGAUGAAUUGGCCUGAGCUGACUAUAUCUUUUGCUUUUGUUGAAACUGAAAUAACUUUUUAGCAGAACAAAACCUUUUUCUAGUCAACAAAAAACAUUAAUUUGCGAUGUUGAAGUGAACCUGUCACUCCAGGUUCAACAUUAGCUAUAACAGUUCCUAUAGCAGUAAAUAAAUAAUUUACCAUAAAAAUAAAAUAUAUAUUAAUUGGCUUUGUGAGCUGUUUUUGCAUUCGUUAAUACUGCCCUUAUCUACAAUUCUGCUAGGGGUCACUUGACUAAGCAGGUCAAUCUCCACUGAUGCCAAUCUGCAGGCUUUACGGCGAGUGCAACAGUGUCACAAUAUCCUAUCAUCCUUGAGCAAAUGUGAGAAACACUUGCUCGAGGGUAGCCGUGACAGAUGGCAUAGAGCUACCUGCAGGGAAGGUUCUCUUGCUCUUCCCUGUCACUCAGCUCUCUACUGCGUUGCAGACAUAUUAAUCAACGUGUGGAGAUUGAUCACAAUUUAAGCACCAUGUAACACGUAAAAAGGCUACUCCAACUGUUUCAUAAAACAGUUUUUUAAUAAAAUAACUUGCUCUCUGCCCUAUUUUUACCCUACUAACUUCGCUCCUCCACAUGGAAGGUGGAGUUGUCAGGGUGGACAUGCUAUGAAUAGGACAAGGGUUAGCACAGAGUUGGUAAAGGGGAGUUUUGCGGAUUUUGUACAGAAAUAACGAUUGCCACCGGAACUCUAUUUCCAGAUUGUCUAAUGACACCGCUAUGAUGCUGCUGGGAGUAGAGUUAUCCCUCCAGCAGCAGAUGGGUUAAUUUCCGUAUGUAUAGUGUUUCAAAGUGAAAUGCACUUACUGACUCAAGGCACCAUGACUACUUCAAAUCAAUAAAAUCAUGGUGUAUGGUCAACUUUUUAGGUAAAAUAGGGCCAUUGAUUCCAACGUUCCUUUAACUUAUUAAGCCAUUUUAUGCUGCCCUGAAAAAAGCGGGCUUUAAUACAGUUAGGGUGGCAUAGUAGAUGCUAACUAUCGGCAGCCCUCACAGCAAUUUAUACUUCCCUUCUGUGGCAAUCCUGAUGAGGGGGACAACUCUGGAAACCAACCCAGCCUCUCCGGGUCAUGUGAUCGCACUGACAUCUUGAUCACAUGUGUGGAUCGGCACUGAGCUGCACUGCCUGCAGGGGGGAAUAAUGGGAGGGGGGGGUUGGAAUAAAACAAAAAUUAAAGCAUUUAAUACAUCUAUGGCAAAAUUAUAUAUAUCUAAUUUCAUUAUAACUAUGUUUUAGGAUUUUUUUCUCUCUCUCUCUCUCUCUCUCUCUCUUCACCUCUGAGAAGUUAAAUUGGCACAGUGGCAUUUUGCCGUGCGUGCGCAAUAGACUUCCAAUGCUUUCCUCUCACACACAUAGACAUACACACACUCUCACAUACAUAGACAUACACACACACUCUCACAUACAUAGACAUACACACACUCUCUCACAUACAUAGACAUACACACACACACACUCUCUCACAUACAUAGACAUACACACACACACACUCUCUCACAUACAUAGACAUACGCACACACUCUCUCACAUACAUAGACAUACGCACACACUCUCUCUCACAUACAUAGACAUACACACACACUCUCUCUCACAUACAUAGACAUACACACACACUCUCUCUCACAUACAUAGACAUACACACACACUCUCUCUCACAUACAUAGACAUACACACACAGUCUCACAUACAUAGACAUACACACACUCUCUCACAUACAUAGACAUACACACACACUCUCUCACAUACAUAGACAUACACACACUCUCUCACAUACAUAGACAUACACACACACACUCUCACAUACAUAGACAUACACACACACUCUCUCACAUACAUAGACAUACACACACACACUCUCACAUACAUAGACAUACACACACACUCUCUCUCACAUACAUAGACAUACACACACUCUCUCACAUACAUAGACAUACACACACACUCUCUCACAUACAUAGACAUACACACACUCUCUCACAUACAUAGACAUACACACACACACUCUCACAUACAUAGACAUACACACACACUCUCUCACAUACAUAGACAUACACACACACACUCUCACAUACAUAGACAUACACACACACUCUCUCUCACAUACAUAGACAUACACACACACACUCUCUCACAUACAUAGACAUACACACACACUCUCUCACAUACAUAGACAUGCGCGCACACUCUCUCUCGCACACGCACACUCUCUCUCUCUCUCUCGCAUGCACGCUCACUCUCUCUCUCUCUCGCAUGCACGCACACUCUCUCUCGCAUGCACGCACGCACACUCUCUCUCGCAUGCACGCACACUCUCUCUCGCAUGCACGCACACUCGCAGGCGCGCACGCUCGCUCACAAGUAAUUACUUAUUUAAAUCCACCCAGGCUCCUUACUUCUAGAGACCUGGAGUGGAUAGGCUUUGCCUGGGGUCCAGUGGGGCUGCUGUCAUCUCCCUAUUCAGCUCCGUCUCACGCACUGUUUAGUGAGGCAUGGGCCGGAGUGAUACCAUAACCCAGCUCCCAGCAUCACUACAAGCCGCGUGAUGGAGCAGAGCAGGGAGAUUACAGCUCCCUCACUGCGGCAUUAAGUCAUCCGUCCGCCCGCCUCCCUCUGCCCUCCAUUACUUGUUGGUAAAUUCCUAGUUGGUAAAAGCUGAUGUUGUCGUGCUAUAUCUUCUGAGGGAGGUAGGCUAUACUUUGAGUAAGUAAAAAUAACUACAGUACAUUCUAAACCAUUUUACUUGUAUAAUACUUGUUAAUCUCAAAUAGAAAACUGAUUCCAGACUGUAUUUAAUGGUAUACAAUAAUGGUAUCUUUAGAAAAACCAUUUAAUGGCGAAAAAAACUGUAUAUAAUAUGUGUGGGUACAGUAAAUGAGUAAGAGGAAAAUUACAUAUAAACGCAAACACAGAAAUGUUAACAGCCCUGGUCCCAAACCGUAAGAAAAUUGAAAAACUGUCUGGUCACUAAGGGGUUAAAGUAUUUAGUAGGGCAAAAAAAUCCUCAGACAUUACUUUGAGACCCUUGCUAUGUACAGUCAGAAAUGUUCUGCUAAUAAACGCUUGGCAUACAGCCUCCAAAGGGCGAGUACGCUGCAGCUGAUGUGUGGCGCAGAACGGAUAGCCCUUUAUCUUUUUGUGUGUUGGCCUAAAAUGUUUUCAAUUGGGGAAUUAGAAUUGGACACAUUUCUGUAUCUAUGUACGGUGAGUAUUAAGUGUCUGUGUAUUGAAUUGUAUUAUAUCUAAGGAAGAUUUUAAAAAAAAAAGUGAGGGGCUAAAUCUUUAUCCUCUAUUAUUAUAUUAAAUAUGUAAUUUUGCCAUAGUAACAUUUCUUGGUUUUUAUAUAUUUUUUUCAAUAAAAUUUUGCAGUUUACUAAUGCGUGGCUAUUAUGUUAGGUGUACUUUAUAUGUAAGCAGGGAAUUUUUUUAAUGGGAUGCUGUUAAUAGAUUUUUGUCUGAUCAUCUGCUGCUGUAAACUGCUUGUAAUGUUAGAAGGCCUAUUUUACUGACAUCCUAAGUACCAAGCCAAGUAGUUUGUUUUUCUACUGAUUGCUGAAUGGAUUCGAUUACAUUUCUGUGUGGGUGUGUGGACUAGCACACUGAACUGUGCCUUGUAUAUAUUUCUGCUUCCCAUUUACAUGGUUUACAACUAUUGUGUUAAAAUUUUAUGUGCAAAUCUUUUUUUUUUUUUAAAGAAAAAAUUCCAGGGAUUUGGGGAUUUUUUUUUAAUAUGGCAGGUAUUCUGCUGAUAUUUUUAUAUAAACAAGCUGCUUUCUGUUAAAGGACCACUAUAGGCACCCAGACCACUUCAGCUCAAUGAAGUGGUUUGGGUGCCAGGUCCCUCUAGUUUUAACCCUGCAGCUGAAAACAUAGCAGUUUUAGAGAAACUGAUAUCUUUCACUGAGGGUUAAUCCAGCAUCUAAUGGUUGUCUCACUAACAGCCACUAGAGGCCACCUCUGUGAUUCUCAUUGUGACAAUUACUUAGAGAAGACGCUGACGUCCAUAGGAAAGCAUUGAGUAAUUCUUUUCUAUGGGUGGUUUGAAUGCGCACCUUGCUCUUGCUGUGCAUGCGUCGGCAGGAGGAGGAGAGGUCACCAGCGUAGAGGGAGACUGGUGCUAGAGAAAAGUGGCUGAAGGGUGGGGUGGGAUGGGACCUAAGGACUACAUAGUGCCAGGAAAACGAGUUUGUUUUCCUGACACUAUAGUGCUCCUUUAACCCCUUAAGGACGGUGGGCGUUAUAUGCCGUCCUUGGGGACCCAGCUCUAAACGCCGGUGGGCGGCAUAGAAUGCCCAAGCCGUCCUAUGUACUUACCAGGUCGACGGCGAUCCCACCGACGAUAUCGUAAGUGAAAGUGACUUUUUUUGCAUUUUUCACACACAAAUGGCACUUACACGGACGAUAUUGUUGGGAUAAGUUUUAAUGUUUUGAAACACUAAUAUUUGUGUUCAGCGAAGUCUCCAGAGUAUAACAGUACCCUUCAUGUACAGGUUUUAUGGUGGUUUCAAAAGUUAGAGUAAAAUAUAAGGCUAUGAGACCGUACGGUAGCCUUGGAAUGAAAAUUACCCCCAUGAUGGCAUACCAUUUGCAAUAGUAGACAACCCAAGGUAUUGCAAAUGGGGUUUGUCCAGUCUUGUUUAGUAGCCACUUAGUCACAAACACUGGGCAAAUAUGUUUUUUGUUUUUUUCACACAAAAACAAAUGUGAACACUAACUUUGGCCAGUGCUUGUGACCAAUUGGCUUCUAAAAAAGACUGGACAAUACCCCAUUUGCAAUACCUUGGGUUGUCUACUUUUGCAAAUGGUAUGCCAUUAUGGGGGUAAUUCUUAUUCCUGGGCUACCUUACGUUGUCAAAUGCAACGUAACCAAUCUGUAGAAUUUCAAUGUGAAAAAAAUGAAAAAUUUAACAUGCAAUAUUUGACCCUGUAUCUUCCCAAAACAUCAUAAAACUUGUAAAUAAGGGGUACUGUUGUACACGUGAGACAUCGCUGAAUACAAAUGUGUAUUUUAUUGCAGUAAAAGCAAACCGUAUUAUGACAUUCACAGUUAAAAUGUCACGUAGAACUAAAAAAAAAAUUGUAAUUCUUAUUUUCUCCCAUUUUUUAUAUAUUUUAUUCAUAUUAAAUAGGGCUUUUAUUAGAUACUUAGGUAUUAAACUGUUUCCCCUGAAUAAAAUGAUAUAUAAGAAGUGUGGGUGCACAUAAUAUGAAAGAGGCGAAUUACGCCUGAACAGACAUUUAGCACAAAUUCAAGGUUUUGUUUUGAUCACAACGUGUACAUUUGGCUCAGUCCUUAAGGGGUUAAGUCAAAUAGUUUUGACUUCAUAAAAGCUGCAUUUAUAAACUGAAAAUGUUAAGAUAUUUUGAAGGAAAAAAAAAAUACAAGUUUGCUUCCAUUUUGCAAAGCACAUAAAUUUGUUUUAGAGGAUCAUGGACAUUUUUUUCCGAAGAGGCUUUACAUUUUGUGGGGAAAAUACUACAUCGUUGCAAUAUAUAUAUAUAUAUAGUGUGUAUUUUUUUUUUUUUUUUAGCCUCUAACAUUUUUAUUCAUUUAUUUUAUAUUUAUAUCUUUCCAGGAGAGAAUCCAUGAGUAUAUGCCAAGCCCUGAAAACCAUGUGGUUGAAAACAAGAAAACCACUCACAAUGGAAUUACAGUGACAUCUCAUAAGCUCCAGCGGGAAGGUAUUUACAAAAAGUUGCAAUCUAAUUUUAAAGGCACUAUUUAUGUUUAUGCAUUCUAUCUUUUAUUGAUUUUGUCAUUGCCAAAAUUCUGGAUAUCACUAAACUUUUAUAACACUUAGAGGUAAACAAUUACUCUGCAGAGAUAGUUGUUUUAUUUAGUCUCCCUUUAGGAAUCAAAAUGUGCUCUGUUGAAAAUAUCUUAUUUGUAGUCCGUGACCCAUUGAAUUUCAGAGCCAGGGCCAAAAUAUAGGAACAAUGCAAAAUUGUAAAACCUAAAGCAACACAUAUAUUUACAAUUAACACAUAGGAACACACAAUAGCUACUCCUGCCUACAUAUGCACAAAAAAACACAAUAAACUAUCCGAUCCAUAUUCACUCUUAUAAACAAAUAUGCACACAUUCAUAUGUAAGCUGAUGUAAACAUGAUUUUUAAUUCUUCUUUAUCACCCUGCUGCUUAAAUUUGUCAGUGCUGAGAAAAGGUGAUCAGGAGAUGCAAGUCCUUGUGACUUUUAGGCUGUGUAAUGUGCAUAUGGGAUGACACAAGCGUCUGAGAUCCACCUGCUCUCACAUACACAUCCUGAUCCCAUGUUGGAAGAACACAAAUAAAUACUAAUCAAAUCAUUCUGGCUACAAGUCAAGGAGCCAUCCUACAGCCACUUCUGUUGGAGACCAAAAUUGGCCAGUUAUAGAGAUCUAUUGAUCUCCCGUAAGGAUGGAAAAAAUAUUUCUUAAACCCUUAAGGACUAAAGUUCUGGAAUAAAACGGAAUCAUGACAUGUCACACAUGUCAUGUGUCCUUAAGGGGUUAAACACCAGUCUGUUUUCUGUGUCACCAUGGUACUUUUUUUUUGUUUUGUUUGUUUUUAAUAUUGCACUUUAAUUUUGCAGCUGUUCACAUUGAGAAAAUAACUUUUAAAGGAGUACAAAGAAAAAGGUCUGACAAGAAUGCAGAGUACACAUUUAUGGUAAGCCAGUAUUGGUUUGUUGUUGUUGCCAGUGUUUGAGUGUAGUAGGUGAAGCGUAUUAAAGGACCACACAAGGCACCAUAACUUCACUGCAAUGAGGUUAUCAUCAUGUGAGGAGAUCUUUGACAACCUCUUAUCUUAAGGGGUUAAACCUUGACUGGAAAUCAGUCCGGAAGCCUCAGACCUGACGUUACUGUGAGCGUCCACUGUCGCUCUCAGACUUUUACUAGCUCCCAAUUCAGUAGACUGAGGGGAAAGAUAUGUAUGCUAUCAGCCCAUCAGUGGCACCCAAUAUGAGCAAAAACAAACAAUGGUGAACCAUGCCCCACAAAAGAAAAUACAUCUGUAAAAUAGUUAGGUGUGUGUGUAUGUAUGUAUGUAUGUGUGUGUAUGUAUAUAUAUGUAUGUAUGUGUGUGUAUGUAUAUAUAUAUAUAUAAUUUUUUUUAUUUAUUUUUUUAUUUUUUAUUUUUUUUACAAGCAGAAGGAUACAUCUUAAAAAAGAGAUCAUAGACAAAAAUGGUGCAGUAUAUUUAAACAGGAUGAAUGGGGAUACCAAGUAAACACACUAUAUAGAGAUACUAAAAAGUCUGCUUUAUUUUUUAAAAUAUUAAGGUGUGCCUUAAAAGGAGUUGGAGUAACCCUUUAACUGUAUGGAUCGUGAUAUUUGUUGUGCCCAUUUUAAGCUGUUAAAUAUUCUGUUUGAUAGUUUCUAAAAUUAAGUUGAAAAUUAACAUUGUAGGUCAAAACCCUAAUUCUGAAAGACCUUCUCUGUAAGAAUUUUACUUUGUUGCAACUUGAUUCACCUUUUUGUUCUAAUUCAGUGGAAGUGUGAAUACUGCCUGUGUUACUAAAGAAGCCAGUGAUUAUUGCAGCAUCAGCGACCUUUACAAAGCACAUUGCUUAACUACUGAGUCAGACUGUUUUCUGGUAUUCUGAUGCUGUUUCUGAAACUGGAAGUCCAGUCAUUGUACUUAGUAUAGAGAAUGACACUGACCGUAUGGAUUCUAUUCGAACCCUUCACAUGCUUCGGUCCUACACAUUGUUUGUCAGCAGUGAACUAUGUUUGCCUAAUUGCAAAUUUGGUCUCUCAAACUAAUAGAAACGUUUAGAGUUGUGAUUUUGCUCCAUAAGCUCUGCUCUCUACUUAAACAUUAUUUAGUGUGACCAAAAGAUCGAUUCCCAAAAAUAAUACAGCUCCCUAAUACUAUAUCAGCGUUAAUAAAUGCUCAGCAUCAUAGGAGUUGUUUUUCUAAGAUCUGGUUGUUUUUCUUUUGGACUUUUUUUAUUUAUUUUUUUAAAUACCAAUUUUCUUUUUAAAAAUUUCAAAUAAGAUACUUCUGAAUGGCCAAGGUUAUUCAUCUUCUUUGCAAAUUACUUUUUCAGCCAAAAACCAUUAGAUUUUUUUCUGGUCCUCUUUCAAUAGGGAGAGAAAAUGCUAAAUUCCAAAAUGAAACAAUUCUGACAUCUAUAUACCACAUUUAUUAAAAGGUGCACAAUUUGCAAGCAGUGAUCCUCCAUUUUAAUGCAUUCUAAAUAACAUUAAAAUUGGGCAAACUGUUUUUAAAGGUCCUCAAAUUGCAGGUCCAACAAUCAGGUGUCUCCAAAUUUGGUAUGUGUGGUCUAAUCCUGUAAAUCCAUGGAUUUUAUUGGACAUCUAGUUCAGCCCAUGCUCCCAGUCCCACAGAUCUCUAAUUAGCUGUUGACACCCACACUUCAACUGCCAUCAACAUAUUGACAGCUUGGUUCGGUUUUUUGAUCUGGCAGGUAGAGCAAUCUUCAGAACAAGAAACAAGUGGAGGGAUGUAUGAUUGCAGAGAAGUAAAAUCUAUUGUUUAGCAUUAGAAAACCAAAGGGCUGACUUAUAGCUGGAGAUAUAUAUCUCAGCUAUCCUGACAGUUCCAUUAGAGAACUGAAACGUUGAUCUACUACUGGCAGAUGCCUGAAUAAAAGCCAAGUUUUUUUCCACAAUAUAUUUCCUUGGAGUGCUAUCAUUUAAUAUCAUUAGUGUGUGUGUAUAUAUACUAGAGACAGAGAUUGGGUGCAGGACUGCAUCAUAACCUCUGCAAAGAUGCCUAGUUGUUAAGGGUUAAAGUGACACAUUUGUUGGUCUGCCGAAUAAAAAUAUGGUCUAUAUACAGCGUGGCCAAUGUAAAGCCGUUCAGUUCUGCCUUAGUGGUAGUUCUGUAAUUCUUUGAUCAGUGAAAGCAGUUGUUGUGUAAAGCAGUAGUAUGAUUUUUAAAUCUGUGGCCUCUUUCUAAUGCACAUAAAAUCCAUCCGUUGGAAUGUGCUAAACUAAAUAAUGAAUCUUUGUUUAGCAUUUUGUGUCGAAGUGCUAGGAGUCUUGACAUCUCUUGACCUCUCUGUUGCCUUUCAGUGAUCAACAGUAUACUGAUGAAUAUAGGAAUAUAUAGUGACCCUUUUUUUUUUUUUUUUUGUUACAAAAAAUAAUAUACUUUUUUUGUGUGUACACAUACACCUUGUAAUUAUACCAAAGUUUGUGUCCUUACAAUCUGCUGGUAGAACAUACUUGAUGGCCUCACUUUUGCUGCUCUCACCGCAUUUUCUCAUCAUAAGUGUCCACUAACUAGUACUACCAACCAAGUAGUUGAAGGGUUACUCCAACCACCAUGACCACUUCUGCUUUUAGAAGUGGUCGUGGUGGUAGUUUUUCAGAGAUAUUAGCACUUGUGUGAUGGGUGCUCGUUUCACUCCUGGCACAUGUGACUUUUCCUGCCCAGAAAGCUAAAAAUGGGCGGAAUAACAGUUUGUCUCCCCUCCCUCACUACCUUCUCUUACUGAAGUGCUCCCCUCUUCCCUAUAAGCUCCAUUAUUUAUUUGAUUUAUUUAUUUUAAACCCUCCCUCGACUUUUCUCCCCGCUGGUUCCUCGUGCACAUGCACCCUGAGCCAGUAAAACAGUCCAGUCAAAGGGUUAUCUAUGAGAAGCCUUUGAUUGAUCUGUGCGAUGGCUGCGAUGAUGUUAGACGGGGGAAGUGCUAGCAGAGCCGCAGACUGCGCCCGGCAUUGGUUUCAGGUAAACUUUAGCUUAUUUUUACAUUAAUAUUAACAUUUAUGAGGUUGGGGGGUAAAAAAUAAUACCCAAUAGGGCAUUAAGAAUUUGAAAAAGCAAAUGGAGGGGAAAAAAAAAAGGAUUGGCUUAAACCUAGCGUUCCAGGAGUCUAGUAGCUGGUUACCAUAAUUUAAUUUUGCCAAGCUGUUGGAUAGCUCCUAUUCUGUCUAAUAUUCCAUCAGUGAAAGCUAAAAAGACUGCUUAUAGCAUCACAUGCACUUUAAGCCCUUGUUUAGACUGUUCUGUGAAGUGAAUUUUUACCUUCAGUGAAAUUUACUUUUGUUUAAAACACUCCAGAACCCAUAACGCACUCAUACAUUCAAAUGAACUUCUAGUUUUAAGACUUGAUCAGUGGUAUGCUGUAGUUUAAAAUGUUAAACCUUGGCUUAAACGCAACCUAACCAAUAAAGCUCACUGUAGCUGUUAUGGUAACGGAUGUGCUUGGGACAGUCCCAACUGCUUCUGAACUGACACAGACUCAAAAUAUCCUGGCAUCCUCUUCAGAUCUCACUGAGAAAGUUCCUGCCUCAGCAUUAAUUAAGUUAAAAUUCCACCCAUGUUGGGACACAAUUAAUUGGCUGAAGGGGUCAGCUGACAUACUCGGCUAUUAUAUAUCAUACAAUUAGGGACAAAACUGAUAUGUCUAAUGGGAUCAUCCACUUUAUUUUAUUGUUUUUGUUUUGUGUCACACUAUUUGAAAACAGAUCAGCUCUAGUGGUUAUGGUGCAAGGACUGACUUGCUACUAAAAUCAGAUAGUGUCGAUUUGCUGUUCAUGCGCACUAGCCUCCAAAUGGCUAAUUUUAUAUUUAUAUAUAUAUAUAUUACAAACACAGUAUCUCACGUAAGUGAGUACACCCCUCACAUUUUUGUAAAUAUUUUAUAGCUUUUCAUGUGACAACAUUGAAGAAAUUACACUCUGCUACAAUGUGUUAAGUAGUAAGUGUACAGCCUGUAUAACAAUGUAAAUAUGCGGUCCCUUCAAAAUAACUCGACACACAGCCAUUAAUGUCUAAGCCGUUGGUAACAAAAGUGAGUACACCCCUAAGUGGAAAUGUCCAAAUUGGGCCCAAAGUGUCUAUUUUGUGUGGCCAUCAUUUUUCUGCAUUACCUUAACCCUCAUGGGCUUGGAGUUCACCAGAGCUUCACAGGUUGCCACUGGAGUCCUCUUCCACUCCUCCAUGACGACAUCACAGAGCUGGUAGAUGUUAGAGACCUUGCACUCCCCCUCCUUCCAUUUGAGGAUGCCCCACAGAUGCUCAAUAGGGUUUAGAUCUGGAGACAUGCUUGGCCAGUCCAUCACCUUUACCUUCAGCUUCUUUAGCAAGGCAGUGGUCGUCUUGGAGGUGUGUUUUGCAGUCGUUAUCAUGUUGGAAUACUGCCCUGCGGCCCUGUCUCCGAAGGGAGGGGAUCAUGCUUUGCUUCAGUAUGUCACAGUACAUGUUGGCAUUCAUGGUUCCCUCAAUGAACUGUAGCACCCAUGACACUCCCACCACCUUGCUUGUAGGCAAGACACACUUGUCUUUGUACUCAUCACCUGGUUGCCACUACACACGCUUGCCACCGUCAGAACCAAAUAAGUUUAUCUUGGUCUCAUCGGACCACAGGAAAUGGUUCCAGUAGUUCAUAUCCUUAGUCUUCUUGUCUUCAGCAAACUGUUUGCAGGCUUUCUUGUGCAUCAUCUGGGACGACAGCCAUGCAGACCAAUUUGAUGGUGUGUGGCGUAUGGUCUGAGCUGACCCCCCACACCUUCAACCUCUGCAACAAUGCUGGCAGCACUCAUACGUCUAUUUCCCAAAGACAACCUCUGGAUAUGACGCUGAGCACGUGCACCAACUUCUUUGGUUGACCACGGCGAGGCCUUUUCCUGUGAAUCCGCUAUAUGGUCUUGCCCACUGUGCUGCAGCUCAGUUUCAGGGUCUUGGCAAUCUUCUUAUAGCCUAGGCCAUCUUUAUGUAGAGCAACAAUUCUUUUUUUCAGAUCUUCAGAGUUCUUUGCCAUGAGGUGCCAUGUUGAACUUCCAGUGACCAAUAUAAGAGUGUGAGAGCGAUAACACCAACUUUUAACACACCUGAUCCCCAUUCACGCCUGAGACCUUGUAACACUGAGUCACAUGACACUGGGGAGGGAAAAUCGCUAAUUGGGCCCAAUUUGGACAUUUCCCCUUAGGGAUGUACUCACGUUUGUUGCCAAAGGUUUAGACAUUAAUGGCUGUUAUUUUGAGGGGACAGCAAAUGUACACUGUAAUACAGGCUGUACACUUACUACUUUACAUUGUAGCAGAGUGUAAUUUCUUCAGUGUUUUCACAUGAAAAGAUAAAAAAAAAUAUUUACAAAAAUAUGAGGGGUGUGCUCACUUUUGUGAGAUACUGGGUGUGUGUGUGUGUGUGUGUGUGUGUGUGUAUAUAUAUAUAUAUAUAUAUAUAUGUAUGUAUGUACCUUUUUAUUUAAAAUUCUGCAGGUUAGCUGAGUGACCAUAUUGUUUCAUGUUUUUUUUUGUUUAUUUAUUGUAGGUUACUUGGUCAGACCAUUCUGUGACUUCAGUGACAAAAUCACACCACGAGUUGGUUGAAUUCAUUUUAAUGGUAUGUUAAAGAUGAUGUGACUUGGUUUAAUUUGGUAGCAUGGUAGUACCUCUGUUUACCAGAUUUUUAUGCUUUGUAGCUUAAAGGGGGCUUUGGUCAUGUAAUGUUCCUUAAAGGGACACUAUAGUCACCAGAUCAACUACAGCUUAAUGUAGUUGUUCUGGUGAGUAGAAUCAUUACUUGCAUUUUGCAUUUUCAUGCAAACACUGCCUUUUCAGGGAAAAGGCAGUGUUUACAUUGCCCACUAGGGACACCUCCAAGUGGCCACUCCUCAGAUGGUCACUGCAGGUGCUUCCUGGUGCAGUGCUGCACAGUAGGCAGCACUGCAAUUUAGAAUCUUCACGCUCUGCAUGGAGACGCUGAAUUUUCACCAUAGAGAUGCAUUGAUUCAAUGCAUCUCUAUGAGGAGGUGAUGAUUGGCCAAAACGGUCCCCUGCCUCGCCUCCUUGCAAUUUUAAAAUCACCAUGGAGGCAGAUCAGGGAUAGGCCAGCACCAACGGACCCGCGUAGCGCUGGAAAUAAGGCAAGUUUUAAUCCCUUUUAAGGGAAAAAAGAGGAUCAAGCCACCAAAAUGGUGGUUUUAACAUUAUAGGGUCAGGAAUGCAUGUUUGUGUUCCUGACCCUAUAGUGUUCCUUUAAGUCAGGGGUGGGGAACCUUCGGCCCUCCAGAUGUUUUGGACAGCAUCUCCCACAAUGCUUACAGCCAUAAUGCUGGCAAUGUAGUCCAAAACAUCUGGAGGGCCGAAGGUUCCCCACCCCUGCUGUAAGUAGUGUUUAUGAAGAGAAAGUUAUGCUGCCAUGUAAAGUUCCCCAUUGUUUAAAAGAAAUAAUUUUACCUGCAACCCAAUCCGAUGCCUGCUCCAGUGACAUGAUUUUACUGUAGAGGGGGAGGGAUGUCCUGUUGGACUCGGGCGAGGUUAUGCAACACUGCCAUUGAUGGUUUGUCACCAUUAUGCCUUGCAUGCAACAGAUGUCAAUUAUGCCCAGAAUUAAUAUAAGUCUGUCCAGGUCAAGAGAUCUGCUGCCAGAGUGGCAGUUACACCUCUGAUAGCAAAGUGCUCCUUGCAAAGUCUCUGCACAUAGACACCAAGCACCAUAACCACAUCAAAUCAGUAAAGUAGUCAUGUGGAAACAGAACAUGGAAGUGUAGACACUUGAGGAUUACAAAUUAAGCCUUUUUAAUUGUAUAUGAUCUCUUAUGGGAGCAAUGUACCUACAAUGUCAAUCUCUUUUCUUAGCUUCCAAAGGAGUUGUCCACUGAUGCUUUUGAUAAAACCAUUUUGCGUGCACUAAACCUGGGCUCCCAGAAGAGGGAAGAAAGACGUUACACUGACCUGGAACCUAUAAUCAGGUGAGCCACUUUGUAACUAUUCUGAACCUUUCCUGGAAUCAUAAACCUUUCAGAUCGUGGGUGAAUUUAAACAUUUGUGAAAGGGACACUGUAGUCACCAGAACAACUACAGCUUAAUGUAGUUGUUCUGGUAUCUAUAGUAUGUCCCCGAAGGCAUUUUCCAGUUUACAUUACACCUAGUGCCACUCCUCAGACAGCCACUAGAGGUACUUCUUCGGUCAAUGUUGCACAGUGUGCAGCACUGAUGUUCAGCUUCUCCCCCCUCUGCAUGGAGACACAAAUUGCUCCCAUUGUUUUUGUUUUUUUUCCAGUUAGAAAAAAAAAAGAUAUCUCUUUUUAUUUGAAGGAACACUUUAGGGUCAAAAACACAAACAUGUAAUCCUUUCUCUCUUGGCUGACAUUAAAAUUAACAAACUCAGCCAAUCCAAUACUUUACUAUGAGAAAGCAUUGUGAUUGGCUUAAAUCAUCAAUUCUGUUUGUCAGCCAAGGAGACAGAUAAGGGUGGAGCCAGUGGAGCCCUGCAGCGUUAAAAAUAUAGGUACAUUUUACAGCUAGUUGGGGGGUGGGGGGAGCAAAGUGGGGGCAGCAGAGAACCUAAAUAGUGUUUUUAGCACUAUAGCUUCAGGAAUACAUGUUUGUUGUUUUUGACCCUAGCAAUUUGUGGAAAAUGAAAUGUUCAGGGAUUUCAGAUAACUUUCUUGGGAACAUAAUGGUCCAUCAAUUUAUUUAGAUCUCUGCCAUGAUUAUGAAAAUAUAACCUUAUGCCAAGAAUCUUUCCAUGGUACUAUCACAUUAAUAGUCUGCAAAGUAUAGUUUUAUAUUGUAGAAAUUCAAGGUAAGGUUAAAUCAAGACUUGGCUUUAUGUAGCCCCUGUGCCAUAUACAAAAUAAACCGCUUGGUAUAGUCAGUAAUUUUCAGCAUUACAAUGAGUGCAUUUGCUUGUAGACAAUUGACAAGGGAAUUGCAUAUCUUAGACUAAUGUAGCCACAUUGUAAUCAUUCUCCGAUUGUUUAACCAGCUGCGCGCCCUAAAUGUUGCAGUUCCUUUGUUAAUUAUCAGUUUAGUAAGGAAGAAAAAAAGAGAACUCACUUUUUCUUGAGUGUAAGCUUGUUUAGUACUUGCAAAGGUGUCCAUAUGGGUUGUUUUUUAUGUAAAUAAAUAAAACACACCUUUUUGUUUUAUAUAUAAUUUACACCCUGUAACUUGAUCGUAUAAUGCAAUGAAUCAUAUGGCAGAGUGUCCUAGUGCAGUAAAGUAGGUCUAAAUAUAUUCUACUUUUUUCCAAAAUACAUAAUCUGCAGCAAAAUCUUUAAAUUACUUGACAAUAGUGCUCAUUGUCUAUCCCCACAUGCCAACAUGUUAUUUCCAACUUAUUCAGCUUUAGUAGUAGUAGUAAUUUUGUUUUGGAAUAAAAUCAAUAGAAACCUUCAAUGCCAAAUUAAUAGCAUAUAUUCUUGUUCCUUGAAAGUGGUCUGGGUGCACUGUCCCAUGUCCCUUAACCCUGCAAAUGUAAUUUUUAAGAAUCUACCAGACAGUCACUAGAGGGACUUCCUGGCUGUUAGGCAACUUAUAGUAGCCUAACUGACGUUAGAUGUCCUCGCGCUAAGCAUCACCCAAAUCCCCAUAGGAAAGUAUUGUAUAAUGCUUCCUUAUGGGGAAAUCAUAAUGCUAGCGCCGCGCAUGAGCAUUAAGUCUCCCCCACAGACUGAAGGCAGAUCUGAGCCAGGACUGAGAGACAUUGGUGCUGGACUCAGGUACGUAGCAAAAGGUGAGGGGGGAGCUGUAGUGCAAGUUUGUUUUCCUGGCACUAUAAGUUUCCCUUUAAGGGAGUAAUGUCUACAUUGCUGUUUUUUUUAUUUUUUUUAUUCCAUUUCCUUGCCAGUCAUUAUUUUAUGCAUUUUUGGGAUUAUUCAACACAAUAGGAUUUGUGGAGACAUGAAUAGGGAAUUGCAAAUUUUACACCAGAAUAUCAGUUAGUUUUUCCAGUUAGGUUAUUUGGACCUAUACUAACAUUUGCAAAUCCCAUGUUAAUAUCCCUAUUUAGUCAAUAAUGCAAUCCUUCCCUUUUCUCAUAGUAACACUAUUUAUUCAUAUCUAAUAAAGUAUUUGGGGCUUUAGGUUGUAAAAUAAUUUUAAUAAAUGCAUAUAUUGACAAAUAAGUAAACUGUACCCAUGUUUUUCAUGUUAAACAUUCAGCCUUGUUUAUUUGUAAGAAAACUUACUCACCAAGGAAACCUGUUUGUUUUCAAUAAUACGAUUGUUAUGACUUUAUUUUGUAUGUAAUGAAUGUUGCAUAUAAUCAAUUUUACCAUAAACAUUAUUAAUGUGGUUAAUCAAAUGGACACUCCAAGCCCCUCUCUCUGCAGUAUAAGUAGGCAAACCAAUUAUGAAACUGUUUUACUAGUCACCUGGGGACUGUCAUGCCACUACCAGCAUCUGAGAGAUGGAAGCUCUUAAGCAGGAUCUUCCACAUUCUCUCUCCUGAGCUUAAACUGAAGUUGCCAAAUUCUGUAUUUGGUUCUGGGCUAGGCAGCCUUCGGCACUCCAGAUGUUAUGGACUACAUCUUCCUUGAUGCUUUGUCUGAUUUUAGUUAGUUUCACACAUUGAUGGGCUGUGACUUUGUCCGUGUUCCAGAUCGUUGUGUUUUGCAUCAGUCUAUUAUGAGUAGAUCAUUAUUUUCAUAGCGAACAAGCCAUGGUAAUGUACAGGGACAAAUAAUAGUUCACUAAAAACAAACAUGCAUUUGUUGGUAAAUACUGUAAAUAUUUUUCCUUCAUUCUUCAAUGUAGUACUGCAGUUUGGAAUGCACCAUCCAUUUUAAUUUAACUUUUUGUCUUCCCUUUUAGACAGUUAUUUUCAUCUCCAUCGCAGGCUAUGCUGCAAAAUCCGCGAGUACAUAAAUUCUUCCAGGCGUCCUUGGAAUCUAGCCAUCUUCACAGUAAGCAUCUGUCUUUUCAAUGCCACAAAAUGGGCUGCUUGCUAACUAGAUACUGUGUACAAGUGGUGGUUUACUGUAGUCAAUUGUGAACAAGUACAUAGAUUUGAAGAUUGUAAUAGCUUUGGUGUACUAAUAAUUUUAAUGACAGGAGGAGAGUAUAUUGCAUAAUCUUCCUUUACUACUCCAUAAGAUAGAUAUAUAUAUAUGACUGGAACGUUGUGUGAAUUUGUAAUUGCUCAAUAAAGCAACAGAUGAAAUUUACCUUGAAAGACUCCGGAGUGCUCUCUACUGGUAUUGUAUACAAUUUGGUUGGAGACAGCACCGGAGCAUCAAAAGACCGGGAGCAUUGAGUGCUGGGACCUGGGACGUAUAUAUGUGUGUGUGUAUAUAUAUAUAUAUGUGUAUAUAUAUAUAUAUAUAUAUAUGUAGAUAUGUAUAUAUAUAUAUAUGUGUCUAUAUAUGUAUGUAUAUGUGAACCAAUCAGAGACAGGCAGGGAGUAUAAGAUACGCCUUCCACUGAGUCACUUCCUCUUGAUAACAGCGACAUCACAAGUCACAUGAUCAACUGAAGAACCAUAUGGAAUAAGGAAGACGGUUCAAAUUCCAGGAACGAUGAAGAAUGGUUAUUCAUUCAAAACUGGGAACAAUGAAUAUCCUUGUACUCUUGAUGUAGACGAUCUCUUUGUGUCUUUUAAGCUGAAAGAGACAGUGUGUUUUAGUGAUAUGAAAUGUAAACCCUCACAUAAAAGGUGCGCAAUAAUCUGGUACGAUCGCAAUCUAUCGUGAUCUAUAAAAGUUAACAAACGUAUCAUAAUAUAGCUACCCAAUAUAUAAUAUCUAUACAUAUAUCAACUAUAUAUGAAAAACAACCCCAACUUUCCAUUUAGGAUGAAUAGAGUCAAUUACAUAAUCACAAGUAAACGACCAGUAUCAUAUUGAUAACCUACAUCAUCUACCCGGAGAUGCAAACCCGCCUGAAUGGGAGGGAAAUUCAAUAGGGGGGAAAUUACUUGCCUCCUGUCAUUAUUAAAAUUUAGAUUAUUAGUACACUAUAGCUAGUAUAAUCUUCAAUUUCAUCACAUGACAGGAGGCUUCAUAUUUUGCAUUUUUAAAGCUAAGGUAAUAGAGAGAAAGUGGCAAUGGUGGACGGGUGAGCGUAAAACUCGGUUCUUGUCACUAGUCUACAGAGAGCAAUAUAUCUGAUAAGGAGGCCCCUGCUGUGAAGGUGGAAAAGGACGCCGCACCCAAAACAGAGUGUGCGCCGAAGGAAGGGUAAAUCCCGGCAAGAUAUAAAAGCCAUCGUACCCAGCGGGUCAAGGUGGUAACUGAGAUUUGCCCAUGUGGCUUAACGUAGGACACCAAUAAUUGUCGGGAAGAGGUCAUCGUAGCCUGGCCGUAGGCGUGCAGUGUCUGGACCUCGUAAAGUUGGGUUCCAAUGGAAAAAAAAUUAUGGGGAAAAAAAACAACAUUGAGUCCAUCUUGUACAUCGUGACACCUUCCGGAUAAUACGAGAAGGCAUCCACGUGGAAUUCUCGAAUGUCUGAAAUCCGACCAAUUGACCCGUGAAUUCCAAGCUGAGAGGUAACACUUUCUCGUUCCAAGGGCCACUUGAGUCCCAGAGUAUAUCUCUAGCCGUUGACGAUAAAUAAUCGGUGCAUCAAACACCCCCGAAAGACGCCAGGCCACUAAAGAGAGUUGUCCUUGUAGCAUGGGUUGAGGAUUCCCCAGGGAAUCCGUGAGUAUCAUCUGAUCGUCUGUUAACAAGGAGAACAUUUAUCAUGUACUGACAAACUGUAAGAUAAACACACAACUGACAGGGAAUAAAAGGGGAUAAAGUAGGUACACAGACAUCCCAAGUCUAUACCAUACAAAACCAGCCUCCCCACUAUCAGAUAAAACCCUAAAUUAUUAUUUUAUGAUUUAUAUAGCGCCAUCACAUUCCGUAGCGCUGUACAAACACAUUGCAGUAAGAAAAGAAAGAAAUCAAUCAAGUAAAGAAGUAAAAUUUAAGUAAAUAGAACAAGACAAGCCAACAAAGUGUGUAGACACUAGGGAUCGACCGAUUAUCGGUUUUGCGGAUAUCGUCUGACAUUCGGUAUUUUCGGCAAUAUCGCUAUCGGCCAAUAAAGAUACUGAUAUUGGCAAUAAUACAUAACAGGACCACUGGGCCCAUGUCAAGCCCAGCGGUCCUGGAGGGCCCACAGCAAGCUCUUACUUACCAUACCAGCAGCUCCCUGUGUAAAUCUUGCGAGUCCCGCGGCCGUCAGAACGUUGCCACAGGUUACCAUUGCAACGCUCCGCGCAGCACACAGACCGCAAGAUUUACACAGGGAGCUGCUGGUAUGGUAAGAGCUUCCUGCAUGCCCCCACUGCUCAAUACAUGCCACCGAAUCACACACACUCUGAUAUAUAUAUAUAUAUAUAUAUAUUUUAUCUAUAUCUCUGUAUAUCUAUCUCUCUAUCAAUAUCUAGAUCUAUAUAUCUAUCAAUAUCUAUAUACACACACACACACACACUCUCUGCAUUCAUUAUAUAUAUAUAUAUGCACACACACACCCACUCUGCAUUCAUUAUAUGCACACACCCACUCUGCAUUCAUUAUAUGCACACACCCACUCUGCAUUCAUUAUAUACACACACCCACUCUGCAUUCAUUAUAUACACACACCCACUCUGCAUUCAUUAUAUACACACUCACUCUGCAUUCAUUAUAUACACACUCACUCUGCAUUCAUUAUAUACACACACUCACUCUGCAUUCAUUAUAUACACACUCACUCUGCAUUCAUUAUAUACACACACUCACUCUGCAUUCAUUAUAUACACACACUCACUCUGCAUUCAUUAUAUACACACACACACUCUGCAUUCAUUAUAUACAUACACACACACACACACACACUCUGCAUUCAUUAUAUACAUACAUACACACACACACACACACUCUGCAUUCAUUAUAUACAUACAUACACACACACACACACACUCUGCAUUCAUUAUAUACAUACACACACACACACACUCUGCAUUCAUUAUAUACAUACACACACACACACACUCUGCAUUCAUUAUAUACACACACACACUCUGCAUUCAUUAUAUACACACACACACUCUGCAUUCAUUGUAUACACACACACACACACACUCUGCAUUCAUUGUAUACACACACGCACACUCUGCAUUCAUUAUAUACACACACGCACACUCUGCAUUCAUUAUAUAUAUAUAUAUACACACACACACACACACACACACACACACACACACACUCUGCAUUCAUUAUACACACACACACAGUUUAAAGAAUUUCACACACCAUUCUCCUUUUCUUUCUCUGCCUUUAGCUGACAUGUGCAUAAUGCCACUUCCACCCACUACAAGGCUCAUGAUAGUUCUGUGCUUUAUAUGAAAUUUAUAUAUUUACUGUGCUUUAUUUGAGGUUGUGUACUAUGUUUGUUGUAUGUGAAUUAAUGCAAAAAGACUGUAUGAUACUAAUAUCAUGUAAGAUUGCAUUUAACCAGAUAACACAAACAUGUGGUGCAUAAAACCUCCCCUGGCAAUAUAUUUUUAAAAUCCUUCUGGUUUUUUUUGGAUUCUAGGUGUCACAAAACACAAUCGGUCCACAUAUCUGAUGUGGUAAUGUUUAUCAGAGCUUAGUGCAUUAACAGAAAUGUAGGCAUUCACUUUUGUACAACAAGGCUGUUCGUGCAGUGAUUCCAGAUUAGCUAGAGGAGCAGAGUUAAUGCCAUACAUGUCACAAUACUUCAAAGCUAAUCCUUUUGAAUUGAUUAUGCUAAGCUGAGAGAGUUGUAGAAAUUCCAAAAUCAAAGUGUGGACAAUUGAUUGCUACACUACAAACACUCAACACAACGUUGCUGUUUAGCAAUAGAAUGGCAAAAAGAGGUCUGUAAUGCGGUAAAACAUGAAGCCUUAUUUAAACUUCUGUAUAUUAUCUUUUAAGCAAAAUGUGACUGAUAAAGACUGGCAGUUACUUUUAUUUGUGUUAUUAUGCAAAUUGUGGCAUUUGUUUAAAAUUACUUUGUGAAGAUAGUUGAACAAAGCUCUUAGAUAUUUUUUUUUCAGUGGUGGGAUGUCAUUGACACUUAUUGUAUCUCACUAUGAACACAAUAAUACUUUCAAUGUCUCAAAGUAUCCUUGUCUCUUCUUUAUGAGAGAACAUUAUUGACAUAUGUUCCUCUUUGAUGUUUUACAGAUAACUUAGUGGCCGCUCCCAAGUCAUGCAAAACUCCAGAGCUUUUUAAAGAAGACAGCUCCGAGGCCUCCAGUCAGGAAGAAGGUGCGUUAUGUACAGACUUUAAACUUUUAUAGCUGAUUGAUAAAAUACCCUCAGUUGAUUGAAAUCAAUCAAUUUGUAUAUUUUCCAGGUCUACUUCUAAUCUACAUGGCAAUGUCUAUGAACUGUUGGUCUUUUAAUGAAAAGGCAAACCCAAUCUUUACAUGAAUAUUAGUUAUUGGUCCUUGUUGGCAGGCACUUAUUGUCUGAUAUGAUUUUCUGUUUCCUCUUAGAUAUUCAGCAGCAUGUGGCACACAAGAAGCCUGCUGGAAAAUGUCCAGUUGCACAGUAAGCGUUUUUAUAACAAUUUGGUGUUUCUAUGAAGUGGAAUGUAUCCAUCGAAUUCUAGAGAAGCAGGACUCACUAUCUCACUGCCCAUUAGUCGCAUGCAUCAUUUUAAAUUUUUUGACUUGUGAUAAAAAUGUGCUAUAGUAAUACAGAGUUGAUGGGAUUUCAUGGUUUUCUAUUGCUCAUCUGGCCAUUAUUGUGAUUCAACAUCAUGGAAUAUGCACAGGAUUCCAAAAUUGUUGGGAUCCUGAAAUUGCGCAUUUAAGAAAAAAAAAAUAUUGAGUCUGGUCAGGAGACACAAGCUCACUUUCAUCUGCAACUGGGAGUUUUACUCCAUCACCUUUUUUUUUUUUUUUUUAAAUAAAGAACUGUUUUUGGUUAGAGAAGCCCUUACUGGCAUAUCCCCCAACAGAAGAAAAAACACACUUAUCCCAGGUCCCAUGAUUAAUCCAAGUUCUCCCUACAGCCUUUGAUGUCACUUUUCCUGGAAGGUCAUCCAGAAGGCGGGCUGAGGGAGGACUUGGAUAGCAUGGAGUGGUUUUCAGAUACAAAACUCUUGUUGACAAAUGGUCCUGAUUUUGUAUUAAAAGAGUAGAUCCACUAACAGAGUUGAUAGACCCUAGGAAGGCACUAAUAUAAACAUUUGCAAACGAGUCACCAUGAACAAGUUGAAAAAUACUCCAUAUUUUCAAAUUUUCUUGUCAAAAUUUUUUUACUUGUUAAAGGAAUGCCAAGAUAUUUUAGGAGCUUAGCAGUGCUAUGUAAAGUUUAAAAGAUUUGUUUUAAGUUUAGUUUUAAGGCUGCAUGGUUCUUUCUCAUUUAUGACGCAAGUGGAAACUGGUGAUCAUAUAUUUAGCAAAAUCCAAGUAUCCUCUAGUUCUGAUUUUGUCCGUGAAGUAGUGUGUGAUUGCUGUUUAGUAGAUAAUCGUUAAGCGAGAUCAGGCGGAGUACAUGUCUGUGUUGGGGAAACAAUUUAAUAAAGCAGGGCUAUGUGCAGUCAUACGCUUAUGGUGUGUACUUUUGUAAUUGCAUUUGUUAUUUGAUAUUUUUCUGAUGGGCGUAUAUUGAAUGUGUCCAUAACAUGCUUUACUGUCUCAACAGCACCCUGGGUCCUAAAAGUUGCUCUUUAAACAGACUUCACAUGCCACACUGCGAACAAAAUGGUGGCACAGACUGGAGGAACAAAAACGGUCCUAUUUGCCUGCAUUACGAGCACUACAGAAACUCAGGGCACCAGGUGAGCUGUAUUUUGCAGUUUAAAAAACAAAAAACUGUAUUGACAACCUUAAAUUGCUUUGGUUUUAUCACUUGUCUGUUGUAAGUUCUAGAUUAAUUUUACAUUCUAUAGAUAUAUUUAUUUAAAGGAACACUUGAAGCACCAUAACCAUUGCAGUGCCCUGGCCCUCCCUCCCCACUGUAAGGUUUCCAGCCAUUUUCAAACCCCAGUUAAAAAGGCAAAAUGUUGACUCGUUAAAAUGGGGGUUGGGGGUAAUUUCUUUGGAUUUAUUUAAUCUUAUUUUUUUGUUUAGUGUUUUUUGGAAUGUGUUGUGUGUUACAAAAACUAUAGUUGUAUGUGUGACCCUGGCAUGGUGUUUAAAGCACUCUGUCUUUAUACAUCUAUUGUAAUGUAUGCUUGUGCAACAAAUUAGAUACUAAAACCGUUGCUGUCUUUCCAGCGCGCAACAGAUAAAUGUUAUUCAUUCCCAGCCGGCUCAGAAUCCACAUCCGAAAGGUAAUUUUUGAUUUUCCUUUUCUUGUCAAAGUACUGGAGAAAUAGUAUGAAGGUUAAAAUUUCUAAAAGAUAAAAUUCACUGCAUUAUAAAUUUGCCCAUUAUCUUUUAUAAAAAAAAAAAGUGGAUUAUUGUACUUUUUCCCCCCUGUUUUACAAGGCAGCUUUAAACCCUCAUUUCAUGCGUAUAUUCAUAGGUCUUUGCUGCAUUGAUCUUGUAUCUGAGUGGUGGUAAUGUCUACUUAUUCACUUAGACUUGGCACAGGCCGUUAUUCAGAUUUAGACAUGCUCACAUUUCCCAGCUGUUGUGGUUUCCUGUGUCCUGCUAGCCAAGUAAUUAAGGUUACCAGUAAUUAAAGGGAUACUGCAGGCCUGGCCUCCCAGCAGACAUUUUGGAGUCCCUUACACAGCUCAAGGCCUGGACUCAGAGGGUCGGCCCUGAUUUUACCCACAGGGCCCAAAUCUGAAGCCCCACAGGGAGUGGAGGGGGAUGUGUUACUGUAGAGGAUGUAAUGUGUGAUUAUGGCAUUUAGUGUUUAGAAAUUAAAACUUUCAUCAAUUAACCUUGUUACACAACCCGUGGCUGUCAAUUAGACACGUGCUGUUACUUCCUGGUUUGUUUAGCUCAGAGCCAAGAGCACCUCCUUGCAAAGACUUUUCACUGAGCUACACUGGGAAGCCUGUGUAAUGACAGUCACAGAUUGGUUUCAGAUAUGUUCCUAUGAAAAAUUCACGUUUUUAUUUGGGGUAUAUCUACUAAACAGCAGUUAAUUUUGUAGACUAACAAUUUUAGUCGACUAACAUUUUUGGCAUUUAGUCGACUAAGACUAAAAAUUCAGAUGACUAAAAUGGCAUUUUAGUCAAAAGACUAUAACUAAAAGUGAAUUGAAAUGUAGUUUUAGUCAUAGUUUGCCAAAAUUAACACUGCACAGAGGGGCUGUGAAAGGGACAAAAGAGACACACCAGGGUUUGGGAGAGACGCCUAAAGACACAGAGGGGCUGGGGAAGGGGUAAAAGAGACAGAGGUUUUAUUUAAAGUCAUUAGAUUUUAGUUGUGUUGACUAAAAUCUCCACUCAAGCCUACUGGAGAUUUAGUCGGCUCAAGCCUACUGGAGAUUUAGUCGGCUCAAGCCUAUUGGAGAUUUAGUCGGCUCAAGCCUACUGGAGAUUUAGUCGGCUCAAGCCUACUGGAGAUUUAGUCGGCUCAAGCCUACUGGAGAUUUAGUCGGCUCAAGCCUACUGGAGAUUUAGUCGGCUCAAGCCUACUGGAGAUUUAGUCGGCUCAAGCCUACUUGAGAUUUAGUCGGCUCAAGCCUACUGGAGAUUUAGUCGGCUAAAAUGAACACUGCUAAAUAGUAAUUUUUGUUUUGUAUUUGGACAGUGGCGUAUCUGUACAUAAUGUGGUAUCACUAUGUAGUGUGAAGAAAAAAAGUGUGCUUCCUGUAUAAUGACAGUACAAAGUAGAAAUAUCAGUUAAGGAUUGGGGGGAUGGAAGCAAUGACAGGUUUACUUAUACCAUUUGACUACUUUCCCCUUGAAGGGUUACUACCUACACAUAAAGCACUUAAGCUUGUUGAAGUGCUUUAUUUGUGAACUAUGUGUCCCUAAUAAAGUGAGUAAAUUAUAUCAAAAUAAAUAAUAUUUUUUAAUAGUAUUAUUUCGUAGGAAAAGUCACAAUAGGGGGCAAAAGAUAAAUAUUAUAAUCUAUAUUUAAUAUUAAUAAUGACCUCUCAGUUACUGUCAGCCUGGAGUGUGCUCUUCCUCUCUUGCUUUGGACACUCGUUCAAAGUAUUUGUGUGAGGCCCACCAUAGAGAAGCAUUGAAUUGGCCUAAGACGUCCUCACUAGUAAGGAUUUCCCAGAAGCAGAGUGUAAAAGACACUCUCGCAGCUGGAUUACAGGUAAGUGACUUGAUGAGGUUUACAAGUUGGCUUACUGAGUUCAAUUUAGCAAAUGUAAAACGAAGGCUUUAUGAAGCUCAAACUGAGCAUGAGUGCACACAAAACAAUUUCCCUGACUGACCAUGUAUAUUCACUGACACAAUUUCUUAAGCGGUUUACCAAGUACUAUAGCAGUUUUUACUCAAGAAAAAGGAGGCAUCUGUAUGUUGGUAAAAAAAGUGGAAAACACCCAGAAUACGUAUGAGUUAAUAUAUGGAUUGUAAAACAACCUGAUAUAGGAUGUGAUCCAUUUAUGAAUUCUGUGUAAGAAUCAAAAUGCUGACAUAGCGUGAUACAGUAAAAAAGGAAUAAAUGUAUAAAUAUAAGUGAUUGUAGAUACUCACAAAUGCACGUGAAAUAAGGCUUUUCACCCUCUCAGGGGUAAUAUGUAGUACGAUGAAUGGACUGGAAAAUCACCUCAUAGGAUAUAUGCAAAUGAAGGAAAUCGAAGAUAGUGAAGUUUGUAGAACACACAAGAUGCAUGGAGGAUAUCCACUGGUCACUGAUGGGGAAAAGACACAUACAUCUCCAGAGAUGGAGCCCCUGGACGGAAUUCUGGGGGAAGCCCUUGGGAGGGCAAAGGACUCGGACGCCCUUAGAUUAGCGCACCGAAGGCCCAGACGUGCUAGCGACUUACAGCCCCAUUUUGAGUCACCAUGGUAGACACCAUUCAAGGCACACUCACUACCAUAUUAUGAUGAUGUAAGAGGCAGGACACCCCUAACCCCCACCCCCUCCCCUGUUUCAUGUUUUCACCCAUGGCUCGUUGCCGACCUAAGUUACACUCCGAUCUCUCCGAUGACUUAUGACAGAGACUGCCCCGUAUCCGAUUGAAUAAUACAGGAGUUAACAUACCGUAUAUACUUGAGUAUAAGCCGAGUUUUUCAGCACAUUUUUUGUGCUGAAAAACCCCAACUCGGCUUAUACUCGAGUCAGUGUCUGCAUUAUGCCAAUUUACAUUGCCAUAAUACAGACUGGGGGCUGGCAGAGCUGUUACUUACCUCUCCUGCAGCUCCUGUCUCCUGCAGCUUUCUCCUCCUCCGCGCCGGUCCGGUCAGCACCUCGUCAGCUCCCAGUGUAAGUCUCGCGAGAGCCGCGGGGUCAUAGUGCAGCUCUCGCGAGACUUACAGUGGUAAGCUGACAGAAGAGCUGCACGGACCGGCGCGGAGGAGGAGAGAGCUGACAGGAGCUGCUGGAGAGGUAAGUAACAGCUCUGCCAGCCCCCCUCCUCCCCCCACUGAACUGCCAAUGCCACUGGACCACCAGGGAAGGAGAGCCCCCCUCCCUGCCAUGUAUCAAGCAGGGAGGGGGGACAACAAAAUAAAUAUAAUAAUAAAAUAUUAAAAAUAAUAAUAAAACAAAAAAAUUUAAAUAAUAUUAAUUAAUAAUAAUAAAAAAUAAUUAAAAAAAAUAAUAUAACCAAAAAAAUUAAAAUAAUAAAUAAUAUUAUAUAUUUUUUUUUUAUAAAAAUGCCCACCCCCCACCAAGGCUCUGCAACACAAACACACACACUGCAUCACACACACACACUGCAUCACACACACACACUGCAUCACACACACACACUGCAUCACACACACACACACACACCGCACUCCACACACACACACCGCAUCACACACACACACACACCGCACACACACACACACUGCACCACACACACACACCGCACCACACACACACACCGCACCACACACACACCGCACCUCACACCGCAACUCACACACACACACCGCACCUCCAUACACACACCGCACCCAUACACACACCGCAACUCCUAUACAAACACACACUGCACCACACACACACUGCAUUCAUACACACACACACACACACACACUGCAUUCAUACACACACACACACACACACACUGCAUUCAUACACACACACUGCACUCAUACACACACCCUGCAUUCAUACACACACCGCACUCAUACACACACACCGCACUCAUACACACACACUGCACUCAUACACACACUGCAUUCAUACACACACUGCAUUCAUACACACUGCAUUCAUACACACACACUGCAUUCAUACACACACACUGCAUUCAUACACACACUGCACUCAUACACACAUACUGCAUUCAUACACACAUACACUGCACUCAUACACACACACUGCGCACUCAUAUACACACUGCAUUUAUACACACACUGCGCACUCAUAUACACACUGCAUUUAUACACACACUGCGCACUCAUAUACACACACACUGCAUUCAUACACACACUGCGCACUCAUAUACACACUGCAUUUAUACACACACUGCGCACUCAUACACACACACUGCAUUCAUCAUAUACACACACUGUAAAUAAAUAUUCAAUUAAUAUAAUUUUUUUAGGAUCUAAUUUUAUUUAGAAAUUUACCAGUAGCUGCUGCAUUUCACACCCUAGUCUUAUACUCGAGUCAAUAAGUUUUCCCAGUUUUUUGGGGUAAAAUUAGGGGCCUCGGCUUAUAUUCGGGUCGGCUUAUACUCGAGUAUAUACGGUAUUAUUAAAACCGCUCCAGGGACCAUGCAGUCAUCUUCCCACAGAACGAUACGAUAUAUGCAAUUGCACGAACUGUUAUAUGACCCUAUUAUGUAUGCAUUGAAUGCCACCUAUUUCUUUUUUCUGUAUCCCAUAAAUUUAUAUAAUCGGAAAUAAAGAAAAAUUUAAAAAAAAAAAAGAUAGUGAAGUUUGUUAUAAAAAUACAAAAUCACAUUUAUUGGUCACACUUACAUGUGUGUAUAUCACAAAGAGCGUAUCUCCCAAUAACCUGGAACUCCAUACAGUGUGGUCAUCAGUCCAGACUUCUACAGGACGAAACGCGUUGGAUUCUUUCUAUAUGGACUUAUAUUCUGUAUUGUUGUUUUACUUUGCAUUUUAACUUUUUAUUUAUUUGCAUUCUGGCUGUUUACUCAUAACCACUCCUGUUAGAUCCUAUUUUGGACUGAUGACCACACUGUAUGGAGUUCCAGGUUAUUGGGAGAUACGCUCUUUGUGAUAUACACACAUGUAAGUGUGACCAAUAAAUGUGAUUUUGUAUUUUUAUAACAAACUUCACUAUCUUCGAUUUCCUUUAUUUGCAUAUAUCCUAUGAGGUGAUUUUCCAGUCCAUUCAUCGUACUACAUAUUACCCCUGAGAGGGUGAAAAGCCUUAUUUCACGUGCGUUUGUGAGUGUAUCUACAAUCACUUAUAUUUAUACAUUUAUUCCUUUUUUAUUGUAUCACGCUAUGUCAGCAUUUUGAUUCUUACACAGAAAUCAUAAAUGGAUCACAUCCUAUAUCAGGUUGUUUUACAAUCCAUAUAUUAACUCAUACGUAUUCUGGGUGUUUUCCACUUUUUUUGCUAUUUUAUGUUGUCUCUUGGGUGUCUGUGAGGUACACCUGGGAAUUCUUCCAGUUAUACGUCUCUAUUUCACAUUUGUAGUGUAUAUACUGUUUUUUGCUCAUAUCUGUAUGUUGGUGUUUGUCUUUUUGCAUGUAAUGGUUUGGCAGGCAUCAUGCAGGCAUUGUUCUGAGAGUGAAUGCCUUUUUAGACUGGUAUUUUGGUGCUAUGUAGCUGAUCUAUGUAUGUUUGCUUUUUACAUUUUUAUAUGUUUUUCUUACCCCCAAUCAGAAAUGUGGAGAAAAUUGAAGGCCAGUCCGUCUGCAUAGUGAAUGGGGUCAAGCCAACUCAGAUUAUGAAGAACAGUAUUGUUAAAGGUAUGGUACAUGUUUUGUAAUGAUCGGUUUCAGGUUUUGUUUGAGUUAUUCACACAUUCAUGUUUGCAACAGCAUUUGUUACUUCCAAGGCCUCUCUAGUUGAGUCGACUAAGUCUGCCUCUGGUUUAAAAGCAUGCCUGUCAUAAGGAAUUCUGAUGCUGCUUUACUUCUGGAGAUUUUUUUUUAUAUUCAGGGUUUAAAAUGUGAAGUUACAUGCUACCAGCUAGGCUAAACGUUAUUCACCAUUGUGAGCCAUAGUACACACUCCAGGUUUUGCUUUAUACUCACCAGGGCUAAGCUAAAAAAACAAACAAAAAAAACCUCUGCAACACUUCCAGCAUUGCACCAUGAUACUAUAGGCCCAUUAAUACAUGAUUGGAAACUUGCAUAUAAAUGACAUACAUACAUACAUAGAAACAUAGAAUGUGACAGCAGAUAAAAAACAUUCAGCCUAUCUAGUCUGCCCAAUGUUCUAAAUACUUUCAUUAGUCCCUGGCCUUAUCUUAUAGUUAGGGGGUAGCCUUAUGCCUAUCCCACGCAUGCUUAAACUCCUUUACUGUGUUAACCUCUACCACUUCGGCUGGAAGGCUAUUCCAUGCAUCCACUACCCUCUCAGUAAAGUAAUACUUCCUGAUAUUAUUUUUAAACCUUUGUCCCUCUAAUUUAAGACUGUCCUCUUGUUGUGGUAGUUUUUCUUCUUUUAAAUAUUGUCUCCUCCUUUACUGUGUUAAUUCCUUUUAUAUAUUUAAAUGUUUCUAUCAUAUCCCCCAUGUCUAAUCUUUCCUCCAAGCUAUACAUGUUAAGAUCCUUUAACCUUUCCUUGAAAGUGUUAUCCUGCAAUCCAUGAACCAGUUUAGUAGCCCUUCUCUGAACUCUAUACAAAGUAUCAAUAUCCUUCUUGAGAAACGGUCUGUACAAUGGCAUGAGCACUUCCCUCUUUCUACUGCUAAUACCUCUCCCUAUACAACCAAGCAUUCUGCUAGCAUUUCCAGCUACUCUAUUACAUUGUCUGCCUACCUUUAAUUCAUCAGAAAUAAUUACCCCUUAAUCCCUUUCCUCAGAUGUUAAGGUUAGGACUUUAUCAAACAUUCUGUACUCUGCCCUUGGGUUUUUUACGUCCACGAUGCAUUAUCUUGCACUUACCCACAUUAAAUGUCAGUUGCCACAACUCUGACCAUUUUUCUAGUUUACCUAAAUCAUUUGCCAUUUGGCUUAUCCCUCCUGGAAAAUCAAACUUGUUACAUAUCUUCGUAUCAUCAGCAAAAAGACAUGCCUUACCAUUAAGACCUUCUGCAAUGUCAUUAAUAAAAAAUAUUAAAGAGAAUGGGUCCAAGUACAGAUCCCUGACGUACCCCACUGGUGACAAGCCCAUGCUUCGAAUAUACUGCACCACCCUGAUCUAUUAUUUUAGUUACUCAAUCAAAAAAUCAAUUAGAUUAGUUUGGCAUGAUCUCCCUGAAGUAAACCAAUGUUGUCUCUGAUCUUGAAAUCCAUGUGAUUUUAGAUGUUCAACAAUCCUAUCCUUUAACAUGAUUUCCAUUACUUUCCCCACUAUUGAAGUAAGGCUUACUGGCCUAUAGUUGCCCGACUCCUCCCUACUACCUUUCUUGUGAAUGGGCAUAACAUUCGCUUACUUCCAAUCUUCUGGGACUACUCCUGUUAACAAUGGUUAAAUAAAUCUGUUAAUGGUUUUGAUAGUACGCCACUAAGCUCUUUUAAUAACUUUGGAUGUAUUCUAUCAGUGCCCAUUGACUUGUCUUUACUUUUGACAGCUGAAAUAGAACCUCUUCCUUUGUAAACUCACAUGUAACAAAUUACUCAUAUGUCCUUUUUCCUAACUGAGGCCUCUUUUCUUGAUUUUCAUCUGUAAAUACUGAACACAAAUAUUCAUUGAGGCAGUUAGCUAGACCUUUAUCCUCCUACAUACCUUCCUCCUUUUGUUUUUAAUCUAACUAAUACUUGUUUUACUUUCCUUUUCUCAUUUAUGUAUCUAAACUAUUUUGUCCCCUUUUUAUUUUUUUACUGACUGUGCUAUCUAUCUGUGAGAUUUGGAAGCCCUUCUAACUUGCUUAGCCUCUUUCUGCCUAUUCUUAUAGAUCUGUCUAUCUUCCUCACUCUGGAUUUUCUUAUAAUUACUAAAUGCUAACUUUUAGUUUUACCAUUCUGGCCACAUUUGCGGAGUACCACAGUGGUUUUUUGAAUUUUUUGCUUUUUCUGACAAGCCUAAUGCAAUUUUCUGUUGCCUUCAACAGUGCAACUUUUAAAUAAUCCCAUUUCUUUUGGACUCCAUUGCUCCAGUCUGAUGAUGACUCCUUUACACAUAUCCUAAUUUUAGAAAAGUCUGUUUUUCUAAAGUCUAAAACAUUAGUUUUUGUGUGGUGUGACUCAGUCACUGUUCGUAUAUUAAACCACACUUACUAAUGAUCACUGGAUCCUAAACUUUCACCUACAGUAAUAUGUGAUACCAAAUCUCCAUUUGUUAACACUAAAUCUAGUAUGGCCUCUUUACGAGUUGGCUCCUCAAUGACUUGUUUUAGAGACAAUCCCAGUAGGGAGUUUAGAAUAUGUGUGCUCCUUGCACAAGCAGCUAUUUUUUGUUUUCCAAUUUACAUCAGGAAGAUUAAAGUCACCCAUGAUGAUAACUUUCCCCUUCAUUGUCAUUUUAGCUAUUUCCUCAACUAGUAAUUAUCUAACUCUUCAAUUUGUCCUGGGGGCCUAUAAAUCACACCUACAUGAGUUACUGUGUGAUUACCAAAACUCUGAAAAUUCAGUUAUGCAACAGCAGAUCAGUGAGAUUACUAAUAAAUUCCUGGAGCGUGGGUAUGACAAAUUUAUCUUGGAAAAGGCGUUAGCGAAAGCAAAGAAUGCACACGCCAGACCAAGUCCCAAGGUGCCAUCCAGCCUUUUUUUCCCUAUGACUUAUCAUAAUAGGGCUAGUCAAGUUACUAAUAUGUUGAAGAAAAAUUGGAAUUUGAUGUCAGCAGAUGAUUCUUUACCAUCUACAUUCAAGGAACCACCCAUGAUCUGCUAUCGCAGAAAUAGGAACCUUCGUUAUAUGCUCGUGUUUUGAGCUACCAGAAGGAACAAAAUAUUCAGAUUAGGGGAAGUGUUAGAUGUCUCAGUUGCAUGACAUGUGGACAUAAGGUCCUGUCACAUACCUUUAAUCAUCCACAUAGUAACAAACGUUACAAUAUACUAUAACAUGUCGGACCCCGUUUGUCAUUUAUAAAUUCACUUGCCCACGCGUGCUAGCCUAUAUAGGCAAAACAGAUACUCCAUUAUGCGAGCGCAUUAGGGGACAUAGGUCCAAUGUACGUACUGCUUACCGGGAUGGCCACUCAGAUAAGCCAGUGGCAAAACAUUUUUUAGAGUUGGGUCAUUCUUUGGCCACAUACCCCAACCACAUAGGGGGGACCGCAGUAAGAUGUUAUGGAAAGAGACAUUUUGGAUCUUUCAACUAAACCCAAUGUCCCCACGUGGACUAAAUGAAUUAAUAUCUUACCAUCCCUUCAUAUAAGGAAACUACAUCUGAACAUUUGUUUGAGGAACAUCGCCUUCAUAGUGAAGUUUUGAUUUUUAUUGUUAUUUUUCAUUUUUAUUUUUUCAGUAUUUUGAGGAUUUUUGUCCCAUGGAUUAUAUUUAAAGAUGUUUUGGCACCAUAUCCCAUGUUCUACUUAUAUAGUGUGAAGAGAAACUAUUUGUCUUUGACUAAAUUACUAUUUGGUGGCAAUGUUACUAUUAUGUAUAUAUGUAUAGUUUUGAGCAGCAACUUAAGUUUGGAAAUGGCUGUUCUAGUCUUUAUGUUCAGACUUGUUUUCCAGCAUGGUAUUUCUUUAAAAUUGCAGUCUAGAUCUGUUAACUCUGCAUGUGGGCAGUAGUCGGAUUCUAUUACCGAUAGAAUUAUUCUCUUUUAAGGAGUAGCCUCUAUAUUAGUGGUUAUUAAGGGAGUAUAUGUAUGAUCUCUUAAACUGGUAGAUGCCUUCUGCAUAUGGAUACUGGGUCUUAGUACAUAUAGCAUUUUGGUGCUUUUUGAUUGGGCACUUGGUGUCUUUUCUAUACAUUAGUUGGGAUCUGUUCUGUGUUUCUGUGGAGUGUUUUGGCGUUCUAAUGUAACUAUAACAACCAGUCACGUCCGCAUACAGCACUUCCGGGUUUCUCACGCUGGCACAUGCGCACAUGGUUGUGGGAGACGCCGACACUCCGGUUCACUUCACCUGCGCUGAGUCAUUUUCUUUUUCUUAUCGGGUAUAUAAUACAGCAUUGGAGGUUAGUGUGGUAUUGUCAGUUCAUCCUGAGGAAACCCCCGGAUGAGGGCUGAAACAUUGGUGUGACAAUGUUGUGACAGCUAUUUGAAUAAAGAAAUUCCUGUUUUCACUUUUUCAAGUCCGUGAGUGCAAGCUGCUUUUUUUAUGUGUAUGUAUGUAUGUGUAUAUAUUUAUUUUUUUAUAUAGAUAUUUACAUUUUAGUCUGUUUUAAACCAGCAUAUUAAGCUAUGUUAGUUUUUACUUGAGUAUUAAGUAUUCAUGUAAGGGUCUAGAACGCCUUUAUUAAAGUGACCUUUUUAUAAUGGGGAUUUACAAAUCAAGCAUAUAGUCGUUACAUACCUAUAUGCUGGGGUUUGGCUUUCAGCAUAUUCCAUAUUCUACAGUACAUGCAUUCCUGACAUACUUGGGUGCUAACCUCCUGAUUACAUAUGCAGUAAACCCCUGUGUUGACAUUUACAGAGUCUUCAAACGGGUCAAAAUAAUAGAUAAUACCAACAUCAUAAAUUAUUAGUUGUCUCGGUACCUCCCGCUCUGUUACAUACAGCCUGUAUAUAAGUAAAUGGUUGCCAGCAAAAUUGUCUCUCCUUACUAAUGGAAAAUGCAUAAAGUGUGGUUCUUAACAUAGUAAGUGAACCAAUGUAAAAUGAUAUUCUUGUGCAUUCUCACACACUUGUUGGGUAAAGUACUUUUAUUUCCAAACAUAGUCUAAGCAAAGCGGUGCAGUCUCAGGGUACACAUUGUAACAGUUAUAUACUCUGAUGAAUCAGUGAUCUUAAUAUAAAUGGAUCAUUAUAACCCAGAUCAUGCAAAACAUUAUUACUGAAAAACUUUAAAUGGUUUUCUGCCUUUAUCUUUUAAAUUAUAGUUAUUAUGGCAGUUUCCUUUUACAUGCCUCUUCUAAUGUGAUGCAUGGUAAGAUACCUCUUAAGUUUUAUUUGCUUGGUUUGUUUAAGAAAUAGAUAGACAUAAAUGGUUGAAAGAACAUGUUUGUCUUUCUUGUUUCUAGAGCCCAUUUUGGAGGUUGGGUCUGGGCAUGAAACAGGUGGAGAAACCUCUUCGGAGAGCUACAGUUCCCCCUCUAGUCCCAGACAUGACAGGAGAGAGAGCUUUGAAAGUGAAGAAGAGAAAGAUCGAGGUUGGCUUUCAAGGGGUAGUUUGUGGGAAUAACAGGGGAAUGUUCUUUUCUAAUGUUAUUCUAGGAUGGUCAAAACAAGUAGACAAGACUUCUUAAAAAGCUAUGCAAGAGUGUUUCAUGUGUCUCAAGAGUACUCCAUUUAAAAUUGAAACCCUUCCACUUCAAAUAUAUUUUUUUACUUUUUGUUAAUGAUGUGCCCAGAAUUUUUAGGACAUGUUAAAAACAGGUUCUACAUGCAAGUCAAAGAGUGCAUUCUUAUUUUGAAACCACCUAUCAUAUUAGCAACUAAUAUAGUUGAGUUCUUCAUGUGGUUAUACUGGUCUGCUUUGUAAAUGUGACAUUGCCUACCACUGUGAACACAAAAUGUUAUAAUGGUUUUGUAUGCGUUCUAAAAUGAGAUUUAAAAAUGUCCUUGGUUCUGUAUCCUGGUCUGCCUGCAAAACAACAUUUAUGUCUGUCAUGUUGCACAUCUUCUCUACAACCUAUUUAGUUGUUCUGUCACCUAUCGUAUCUAUUUUGUGUUGCUCUGUUCAAGGCCCUGGCAGUGGCACUGACCACCUAGAGGGGGGAGCAUUUAAAUACAAUCUAAUAAUGUUAGAUCAGCACUUGCAAAGUGUACAAAUAUCAAAAACUUUGCCCUGAUGGGUCAGUGUGAAAUCCUAUUACACAGUGGAAUAUUUCUUGUACCGGUGGUUAACCCUUGAAAAAUCAUUGGUGUGUGUGCAAUGUUGCUCUCAUUUGCCUUCUUAUUGAACUAUCUCUGGGUGCUUAUUUUGUUGAAAAUUAUUUUGCUUUCAUGUACUCUAUUAAUUAUUUUAGUUACUUUUUAAUUUUAUGGAAACAAACAUCUGGUUCUCCUAGGUUUUGCUAGCCAUAGUUCUCCUAGCUACUUUUGCAAUCAAUUGUGGUGAAGGAGGCAGUUGCAGUCCAACAGUGGCAGUAAGUUGCCCAAGGUUGCGUGAGACUUACAUUUUGAUUUUCACUACUCCGUUGAGAGGCAGAUACAACUUCCAAUACAAGUAGGUAUUGUAGGAAUACAGUUAUGUAUUCUUAAAACUAUAGUGUUCAUUUAAUCUUUUUCAUAUACCUUAAUUCUAUUUUCUUAUCAGUGUAAAAUUAUUGUUUUGUAACAGCCCAUUAUGUUAAAAUUCACCUUCUAUUUGAUUCUAUGGAUGAUCCUGAGAACAUCAGGUUUGGCAAAUAAAAGAAAUCUUUAAAACUAUUCUGUUUUUUUCUGUUUUCAUGUUUAAUCCUAGUUUUAGAUACUGUGAUUUAGAAUUAGAUUAGCUUGCAUUUGUCCACAUAUAUAAAUUAAUCUGAUCUUUAAUGGUUUUGACUAAUUCCUCUAAUUCCUCUAAUUAUGUGUUUAGUGUAUCGUCUUUUAAAGUUUAAGCACAUUGUAUUAGGUUGUAUUUAUUUACAAAUUGUUUUUUACUUUUUCUUUGUGGAUCUGUCUGCAAUCUUUGCAAGCCUACCCCUCUUUUCCCAACACAUACUUUCAGGGGCUUUUUCGUUGGCGGGAAAGUAGGUGCACUCUGGCCCAGCAUGUGCCUGAGCUUGUCCCUAGGACGUGGAAGUGAAAACACUUCCUUACAUUUUUUUUUAAUUUUUUUUAUUUUUUUUAAAUAGACCUUACUUGGUAAUAUAUGAUGCUGACUUCUGACUUCCUUACAAAUUUAUUAUGUUGGUGUCUGAACCAAGUGACAUCUGUUACAGCAUUCCUUUACUUCUUUGGAAAAGUGUGACAAGCAAUCACAAUAGUCACAGCAGCCGCUGCGCACCAUUGUACUUGCAUUGAGGAAGAGCUAGUAAACCAUUCUAUUGUUGCUUAUUUCUUUGCCUAAAUAUCUCUGCAAUAAUUGACAGGUGAUGGAAGGGUUUUGUUUUUUUUUGUUUUUUUUUAAGCUAUACAUUUGCUAGCAAUUCUGCUAGUACAGAAUGUUAGUUUUUCCUCUCUAACUUGUAAAAUAAAAUAGACAAUAACAGCUCCAGGAAAAGACAUCAGCUUAAUUUGAAUUUGGCGUUUUUAUUGGAUGCUUGAUUCAGCCAUUCAACAUACAGCCUGUUGUCAAAUCUUGGUCAUAGACUAGAAAAUAUUGAAAUGAGGAAAAACAAAUGAUGGUCCCCAGUCAGCUGUAAAAUUACAGUAUCUGUGACAAUUAUCUAAAUAACUGUGUGCAGUGUCUCCUAUAGUACAUUUUAGUUAUCAGAUGUGAGUGAUGGUGUGUUUAACCUUGGAUACAUUAAAUACCCAUCAGCCAAAAGGCAAGUGUAAUUUGUUGCUAUAUGAAAUUACUUGCAUAUAUACCAUAUAUUCACCUUGUUGUUAAUGAGCCAGUUCAAAAUUUAGAUGACUUUAUAAAUCAGUUUGCUAAAUUUCACAUGUUGAGUUGGAAUUUUCAUUUUAUUAUUUAUAAAAGUAAAUUAUUUACUGUUUGUAAAAUUUCCUGUCCCAAGGAAUCUGCUAUAUUUGUCUUUAAUUUUUUGAGUGCAUUUUCUAAUAUGAUUUUGAUUGUGUCAUUUCUAGAUACAGACAGUAACUCUGAGGAUUCCACAAAAAACAGAGUUCCGAGUUUCACAUCUUUUGGUACUGGCAAUACAUCCGCAGCCAAACUAUCAGCACAGCUUGGUAUCCGCAAUGAAAGCCUUUUGGAUGACUCCGUGAACUCCAAGUAUCCUCACAUUCCCUUCAUACAUUGCUUGAUGCAAAAUGGUGCUGAGAAGCUGGAAGCUGUAAUAUCACCCACCAUACCCACUGCUAUGAAGGCACUUGGCACACCGGUUAGUCCAGUUACAAUGUCUCAUGCAAGGGAAACAUGUCACCAGUGCUCUCUUGUGGUGUCACCAGUUCCUUCAGCCAUAGGAGAUUCAGAAAAGCGUGUGGACCUACUGGCUUCCUCUCAGCAUGGCCCAUCAUCCUUCCUUCCACGUAACUGUCAGCCAAGCAAUUCUUUGCAUUUACCGGUUCACAGGCUGAAAAUGCCUUCUCAGGGGCAGUCGGAAACCAGUACAGUGAAUGGGUCCACACAGACUGGCUUGAAUCUAGGCUCUACCAACCCUGGCUUCAUUCCCAUUCAUAGUCCUGGGGGAUUUCAAGCAUCUCCUGUAAUGGUAUCAGACCCUAUAUCUAAACCUGUUUCACAAAUAGUAGGCCUUAAUCAGGUAGUGCCUCAUUUAGAUGGAAAUGCUGGAGCCAUGCCUCCAUCUGUUAACCUAAAAUUGGUUCUCCCAGCCACUAACCUGUCCCCAGCACCACCAUCUGUACCUUAUCCUUUGUCAGGGGCAACUCUUGCAUCUGGUGUGUUGCCCACCCCAAAUACCAAUGUGCUAAAUGCUGCUGUCACCGCUGCUUCUUCUCAGCCUGCCAAUGUUAUUAUGGGACAGGUACAGGCUGGAAUUCCACCUGCUGUUCCUACCCACACACCUGGACCAGCACCAAGUCCAAGCCCUGCAUUGACUCACAGUACUGCACAGAGUGACAGCACUUCCUUUAUCAGUGCUGCUGUUGGCAAUACCAGCACAAAUGGCACCCUCAUACCACCUCAACAGAUGGCUCCUGGCACAUGUGGCUCAUGUGGUCGCCGAUGCGGAUGUGCAAACAGUGGAGUACCACCUAUGGGAAGUUACUAUUAUGCCAACCACAUGCCUGGACAGGUGUACAGAGUUCCACCAUUCUUUCAAUUGCCCUCUAUUUGCAAUGGCACCUACCUCAACCAAGCACAUCAAAGUAAUGGGACACAGAUUCCCUUCUUCCUACAAACACCCUACACAAAUGGACUUAUGCAUGACCCUGUGCUUGGGGGACAGGCUAAUUAUGGCAUGCAGCAGAUAACAAAUUUUCCAAGAUUCUAUCCAAUGUACACAGCACCUAAUGUAGUAGCCAACUCCAAUGCAUCAGGGCCUAAGAAAAAUGGGAAUGUGUUUUGCUCCAACUGUGGGUUAGCUGGGCAUUUUGCACAGGAGUGUAAACAGCCCUCUAUGGAUGCCAAUCAGCAAGGUAAUCGUGAUAGUAGCCAAAGGACUUGUUUCUAAAUGUGCUAGUAUUUCCCUUCUCCUUGUUCGUGACUUAGAUGUAUGUGUGAAUGAGUAUUUUCUUUCUUUGACUGUCUACAAUGGUGCAGUGUUCUUUUAUGGAAUUUCCUCACCACUGAUUGUGAGAUCCUUGCUAAGACUAUAGGGAGGGUGGGUGUGCAAAUAGCUUAUACAUUUCCUUAUGUUUUUAAUCCUUUUUGUACCUGAUCAUUUCAUAACUGUGUGCCUCAGUAACAUCUUGUCGGUAUCUGUUAUAUUUGUUGAGAAGAGGGUACUUAGUGUUAGCCUUGAGUGGCCAAAUGAAAACAAAAGGGGCAAAAAAAUAAUUAUCCCAACAUAACAUAUGCAAAAAAAUAUAUAAAAAUCAUACAUUGAAAAUAAAAAUCCAGAUUUGGUUGAAUAACAAAACAUGGGGCUUGAAUUCUGAGUUAACAAAAGUGCCUCUCGUUUUCAUUUUUUUUUUUUUCUUUCUUUUUUUUUUGUCCCAAUUUAUAAUUUAUACAUGAUCUGUUUCCGUUAUAAGCAUUGACUUAGCAGUUCUUUUUCCUGUUCUAGGAUUUUUCAGGCUGAGGUAUGCAUCUCCCCUUUCCCCCUCCCAUGAUACCUUGGAUUCUGCUGACUGACACAAGUUCACAAAAAAUAUAUAAUAAAUGACAAUGUCUACCUGUACAGUUUACGGUGUGGAAGUUUCAGUUUACCUUUUUGAUGCUGUUUAUAGGAGAUAAUCGUUUGCCACCAGUUUAAUGGAGAAAAGAAACGCAGCACUGUGCCAUUAAAUGUAAAUCCUGAAUUGAACAUUAUACAUUAAUGAUUCUGUGCAUUAUUUGGACGCAGCCUUACACGGAAAUAAACAAAUUAAAGUUGUUGGAUUCCCAGUGCUACUUUCUUGGAAGCACUCUGCAAGCAAAUAUGAAGUUCGGUAUACUGCAUCGUGUUAAUCUUACAGGUUCAUCUUCAGCCUAACUCUGCUACAGCAACUUGAACCGCCCUGAGAACAUUUGAUCUUGGUGUUAAUUCAUGCAAAAAGCAUGGUUCUAGAGUGGGGGGGGAGGGGGUGGGGUAAGAGGAAGGAAUCUAUGUUGAAUGAAAUAUGUACCUUUUAGUUAGUUUGAGAAUCAGAUUUAAAUGUCAGAAGGGCAAAACCUGGCAAAUACAAAUACUUUUUUUUACUUUGUCAAGCCUAUGCUUGUAAAACUAUGAACUCCUCACUCAGCCUUUUUUAGUCUGUUCCAAAUAUUUAUUUCUUAUAUUUUAAGAAACUAUGAAUUGAGCGACCUUUUUGAAAGACAGGCUUUUAUUUAGUGGAGUGAAAGCCAACCUUUGUCUGUGGCUAAAAAGAAAUGUAAUUUUGGCAACAAGUUUGUAUAUAGAUUCUCAACAGUACAUACAAGAUAUUUUCCACUUUAGAUUCUAACAGUAUUUAGUACAGUUUCUCCCACAUUCUGCCCAGUGUGUAGAGCAACUGAAUUUAUUUUCAACCUUUAACAAUCUACCACUGAGUGUGCUACAUAAUGUGAAUGUUUUGUUUGUUAAAAUGUAUCCGUGUAAUGUCAAAGGUUUAAUGCUGCUGUUCAGAUUUUUUUUAAGAUAUCUUAAAUAGCCAACCAACAUGCACUAAGUCUUUCUUCCAGAUAACAGUUUAUUAUAAUUUUAUUUUUUAUUUUUUUUUGUGCACUGAUGUUAUCGGGAGAUAAUCGUAUAUAUCUUUAUCAUGUGUUCAAACAGCAGUGGGUUACCAGCACUGUACAAUGCCCUUCCCCCAUGCAUUCCUUAAUUCCCUCCUAUGGGAUAUUCCAGUCUGUUUAAUACUUUUGGCUUCAUCAGUACUAUGUUCUGUCUCACAGGAAGCCAAAUAUGGCAGUACAACACAAUUAAUGACGGGUUAUCUAUACAAAUAUAUAUUUAUAUGUAUUUAUAUAUCAGAUCCGUGGUGUAUGGUAGGGAGGAAAAGGCUUCCAUCUAUAAAAGCCACUUCAUGAUUUCUAAAACUUGAACGGAAAAAAAAUAAAAAUUAGUUGAAACUAUUUUCCUUUAAAUAUUUUAUGCUACAUUUUGAGAAGCUACAAGGCAGUUAAAGUGUUGGUGCAAAAUAUAAAUAUAGUUUAUACAAAGCUUUAAUUUAAGAAUAAGAUAUUUUAUUUGAUUAUUUUUGGACGUAAUUGGUUUAAAAAGCAGUUAAGCUGUUUAUGGGAAAGGUAGACCAUGAAACCUCAUUGGUAUGAUCUAUCAGCCAGACAUGCCUAAAAUGCAGGUUAAAAUGAGGAUUCAGAUACUGUACUGUAAGCCGAGGGGUUACCUUUGCUUCCUUUGUAUGUUUACCAUAUACUUUGAUAUUUCAAUUAUCUACUGGAAAAAAGGUUACUUAUAUUUCUAGAAAAGAAUUUCAAUUUUAUGCAAACUUAUUUCCUUGAAUUAACAGCAAUAAAAAAUAAUAAAAAACAGGAAACCAUAAUCUGUCUGACCAUGUCUUCUUUUUAUGUCAGUAGUUGUUUAUGAAUGCUGUUUGUGAAGGGUUUGUAUUCAGCCAUUUGUCUUUCAACUCUCUACAAUUUGUAAAUGCUUUCAAAUAUAGCUAAAAGUAAACCAAAAUAAGAAGCUGAAUUUGGCAUCAUAAUUAU